This is a messenger RNA of Coregonus sp. 'balchen', 48767 nucleotides long. The record is from the annotation of a GenBank genome assembly. Lineage: Eukaryota; Metazoa; Chordata; Actinopteri; Salmoniformes; Salmonidae.
AUGGCCCCCAGCCCCGCAGCUGUGCAGGCAUUUCCCUUGAGCCCCAAACUCAGUAUGACCCUGUCGCCCCACCGUGACCCCUGCCACCCCUCAGCUGUCCUGGAGAGGUUGUACCCCCACCACCACCCCUCACUCUCAUCCGUUCCUCCUGCUGCCCAGUUAAGAUAUUGACUCAGAGACAGUCCAAGCACCGCUCAGGUAAUACCUCACAUCCUUUCUAAGCGUUAUCAUCGUACUGUUGUCUAUACUACCAGGGGUGUUUUCAGUUGUAAUCUUGUACCUAUUCGUUUGAACUCCGCUCUUAGAUCUGCUAUUGUCAAAAGAGAAGCCCACUGCGGUCUGCUCACCCAGUGCUAUUAGUUUUAAAUGUGAAAUUGAAUACGCCCUCAGUUUUCAAAUCACGCAGAGGGCUUGGGCUAAUGCAUGAUAGCUACCAAAGCCCAUGUAAGUCUGUUUAUAACGUUCCAUCAUUGGUUACUCUGAGAGUUCCUCAUAUUGACAUUGGCUGCAGCCUUAGGGCCUAUUUUGCCAACUUUGGAAAAGUAAUUCAAAUUUCUACUCUUUCCUCUAUUACUAAUAGAGAUAUAGGCCAGUUCUAUGCAAUCUUAUAGCCAUACCAACUAUAUCAAUAUCAACCAUCAGACAAGGCCUGCAACCGCCUAUUCAAUGUAGCUUGUUUGAGUUGGAGACUCCAUGUGACUUUAAUCGUAUAGGACUUGGGUUGAUGCGUCUGAACAUUAGGAGCUUACUUCCUAAACUGGGUUACAUCAAGAUCUGGGCAAUGCAGACAUUCUGGUAUUCACUGAAAUUUAGAUCUCUGGGGACAUUCUGGAUUAAUUUUGAGGGUUAUAAAGUUUUCAGAGCUGAUAGACAGGGUAGAGGUGGAGUGGCCAUUCUUAUAAAAAAUAAUUGAUCUCUCUUUACUGAAAUCCAUUUCCCUUGCCAAAGCUACUGUGAGCUACUAUCUUUAAGCCUUUGUUUGGGGGAAAAUGUAUUAGGGCUGACCCCAUUUAGUCGACUGGUCGAUUGUUUGGUCAAUAAGCUGUUGGUCGACCGAGAUUUUUUUAGUCGAGCAGUGGCAAAUAUAUAAAAGGUAAUAUAUAUGGCACACGAGACACCUGUCUGAUUCAUGCCUUUCUGAGUGGACUAAUCCAUUGCGGAGGCCGCGGGGGUGCACACCAGGAUCACCAGUUGUACAUUUAGCCUACCGUUAAUUCAUCUACAAUGUUUGUUUAGUUACGGUAAUUUCUGUUAAUGCAUUCAAUAUUGUGUUAUUACAGCCAUACCGUUGUCAUUGUAGGAGUGGACACGUUGUUUACAGAGCGCACAACCUAGGCUACACUUGUGAGAAAAAGUUUGGGUUUAUUUAAUUCCAUUUACGAGUUGUCAAUUUAUUAAUUGUCUUUUGUUUGGAGCGCUCCUGUCAAUUUUGAGUAAGGACACACACCUGAUUACACAUAGAAGUAGGUCUAGGCUACCUGGCCUGCGCACAAAUGUAGGCCUAUAAAUGUGCCCAUUUGGGGAUCUGAUACUAUUUCUGAUUGUCUUACAUCCAUUGAGAAUGACAAUCGUUCUUCAACAUAGCCUAUUUGAAAAAUCUUUCCAGCUCUCUCCCUUUCGAUAACCACUCAGCAUGAAAGGGGGAAAAAAUGUCAUGCUCUGAUCCGGUGGAAACAUCAUAAAAUGUCUACCUGCCUACCUGACACAGCCAACAGCUGUGUCUGUCCGGAGCUCACUGGAGCGGACACUCUGAGGGCCGAGAAUAUAUUAUACAAUGUUGCAAGUUUGCUAGCAGGAGCUUCUGGCUGGACCAAGUUAAUAGUUAAUACAAUGUGCCCUUGCAGACAGGCCAUGCAUAGCCAAUGUAAUUUAUUAUCACAACAUUUUCUGACUGCGGGCUGCAAUGUUUUUAUUUGUUGGCUUUAUGUAGACUACUUUUAUAUAUUGGCAAUGGCAAUAGAAGUUACUUUUAGAUUUGUGUCAUUUUCAUUUAGAUAUAAUUUACUGGCAACUUCACUCGAUACUAUACCGGUAAUUUCAGGAGCGUAAUGGCAGAAUCUGUGAAGGCCAGCAGCAACGGGCAGCGGGAGGAGGAGCGUUGUGAACGGAUUUUAUUUCUUCUGGUUAAGCUAUAUUGAUCUCGGGCUCCCUCUUUAGUCAUUUGUGUGUCUUCAUUUUUAAUCGAGGUGCUUAAAGCAUCAGACAAGCUCAGUAGCCUACAUAUAGUUGAUUUUAUUCAAUCCUUAUUCUAAAAUGGAUUAAAAAAUAAAACUCUACACACAAUACCCCAUAAUGCAAAAACAGGUUUUUAGAAAUAUGUUAUUUACAUAUGUAUUCAGACCCUUUGCUAUGAGACUCGAAAUUGAGCUCAGGUGCAUCCUGUUUCCAUUGAUCAUCCUUGAGAUGUUUCUACAACUUGAUUGGAGUCCACCUGUGGUAAAUUCAAUUGUUUGGACAUGAUUUGGAAAGGCACACACCUGUCUAUGUAAGGUCCCACAGUUGACAGUGCAUGUCAGAGCAAAAACCAAGCCAUGAGGUUGAAGGAAUUGUCCGUAGAGCUCCGAGACAGGAUUGUGUCGAGGCACAGAUCUGGGGAAGAGUACCAAAACAUUUCUGCAGCAUUGAAGGUCCCCAAGAACACAGUGGCCACCAUCAUUCUUAAAUGGAAGCUGUUUGGAACCACUAAGACUCUUCCUAGAGCUGGCCGCCCCCGGCCAAACUGAGCAAUGGUCAGGGAGGUGACCAAGAACCUGAUGGUCACUCUGACAGAGCUCUAGAGUUCCUUUGUGGAGAUUAGAGAAACUUCCAGAAAGACAACCAUCUCUGCAGCACUCCACCAAUCAGGUCUUUAUGGUAGAGUGGCCAGACAGAAGCCACUCCUCAGUAAAAGGCACAUGACAGCCCUUUUGGAGUUUGCCAAAAGGCACCUAAAACCUAUCAGACCAUGAGAAACAAGAUUCUCUGGUCUGAUGAAACCAAGAUUGAACUCUUUGGCCUGAAUGCCAAGCGUCACUUCUGGAGGAAACCUGGCACCAUCCCUACGGUGAAGCAUUGUGGUUGCAGCAUCAUGCUAUGGGGAUGUUUUUCAGAGGCAAGGGACUGGGAGACUAUUCAGGAUCAAGGCAAAGAUGAACGGAGCAAAGUACAGAGAGAUCCUUGAUGAAAACAUACUCCAGAGUGCUCAGGACCUCAGACUGGGGCGAAGGUUCACCUUCCAACAGGACAACGACCCUAAGCACACAGCCAAGACAACGCAGGAGUGGCUUCGAAACAAGUCUCUGAAUGUCCUUGAGUGGCCCAGCCAGAGCCCGGACUUGAAACUGAUCUAACAUCUCUGGAGAAACCUGAAAAUAGCUGUGCAGCAACGCUCCCCAUCCAACCUGACAGAGCUUGAGAGGAUCUGCAGAGAAGAAUGGGAGAAACUCUCCAAAUACAGGUGUGCCAAGCUUGUAGCGUCAUACCUAAGAAGACUCGAUGCUGUAAUCGCUGCCAAAGGUGCUUCAACAAAGUACUGAGUAAAGGGUCUGAAUACUUAUGUAAAUGUGAUAUUUCUGUUUUUUCUUUUAAUAAAUUAGCAAAAAAUUCUAAAAGAAACUGUUUUUGCUUUGUCAUUAUGGAGUAUUGUGUGUAGAUUGAUGAGGGAAAAAAACGAUUUAAGCAAUUUUAGAAUAAGGCUGUAAUGUAACAAAAUGUGGAAAAAGUCAAGGGGUCUGAAUACUUUCCGAAGGCACUGUAUAUAUGGAAAAAUACACAUUUUAACAUUUCAACCAAUCAAUUGGUCGAAAGAACAGACGACUCUCAGUCGACUAAGAUUUUUUAAAGUCGGGGACAGCCCUAAAAUGUAUCCAUAACUGUCAUAGGGGUCUACCGUCCUCCCUCAGCUAACCUUUGUGCACUCGAGGAGUCUUUUAGUAAAUCAGAAGUUAUUAUCCUGGAUGACCUAAAUUAUGAUUGGGAAAUGCAGGCUUCAAACAAUCUAAUAGACAUAUGUAAUGAUCUAAACCUAACCCAGCUGGUGACUAAGCCUACAUGGCCCAACCCUAAAGAUCCUUCAAAGUCAACUCUGAUUGAUCUUAUUUUUACGAAUGCACCAGUUUCUACUGGUGUCUUCGCCCAAGAUAUUAGUGACCAUUGCCCAGUUGUUUGUGUUCGAGAUGUGAGAAUAUAACGAUCUAAGCCUUGUGUCAUCACAAAGAGGAACUUUAGUGAACAGGCUUUUUUACAUGAUCUUUAUUUAGUGACCUUGAUUGUAUUUCAGCUAUCCCUGAACCUGAUUUAGCUUUCAGCCUUUUUGCAGAUCUCUUCAAUAUUAUUGUGGAUAAUCAUGCUCCCUUAAAAAAAUGAAGGGUUAAAGGUAGAUUGAAUGCCUGGUACACUCCGGAAUUAUCAGAAGUCAUUAUCAAAAGAGAUGGGUCAAGGCCAGGAACACAUGCUUAGGCCUGGACUUGCAAGCUUUUAAGCAACUGAGGAAUCAUUGUGUAAGACAAAUCAGAAAGGCUAAAUCUGAUUAAUAUGUAACCACUCUUUCAGAUUAUAAUGGGAGCCUGGCUAAAUUCUGGAAAACUGUCAAAUCCCUGAAGGGUUCUACUUCCUCCUCUCUGCCACAACAAAUGUAUUCUGACACGGGCCUCAUUACGAAAAAUAAUGCCAUCCUUGAUGCAUUUAAUCACAAUUUUAUUUCAGUGGGCUCUCUCUUUGAAAUAACUUCUAAGCCUAUUCACAAUUAUAUUGGGCUGGAUGCUGAUAGGGGAAACUUGCUGAAUGAUCAGAGAAAUUAUAGUCAAAGCUUUCUUUGAGGCUAUUUACCGAAAAAUAAGUCCUGGAUGCUUUGCUAGCAAUAGACAACAAGAAAUCCACAGGGGCUGACUAAUUUGAUCCCGGUCUGCUUAAUUGUGCAGCGCCCAUCAUUGUUGGCUCAAUAACCUAAAUUGUUUAUUUAACAUUGUUAUCAGGACAUAUUCCAAAAGUAUGGAAAUCAGCUCUUGUGCUGACACUCCAUAAGGGCGUGGAUAGUAGUGAUCUUUAUCGCCCCAUUUCAAGUCUUUCUUGACUAGCUAAGCUUCUUGAAUCCUUGGUAAAUGUACAACUUAAUGUACAACUAAUUAAUUAUCAGAUAGAACAGAAAACCAGCAGGCUCCGGACCUCGUAGGGUAAGAGUUGAGUAACCCUGCUUUAGACACUAAAAUGAAAUGUGUUGCUUUGUUUGUGGACCUGUCAAAAACUUCUGAUACUGUUGAUCAUGCUAUUUUAUUGAAUAAAUUGCCCUCAAUAGGCUUGAGCUCUGACACCUGUUCAUGGUUUCAUGAUUAUCUUAGAGACAGAUUGGGUUAAGUCCGAAUUUCUUGAAGUACAUAAAGGUGUUCCUCAGGUGUCGAUACUAGGACCGGUUCUUUUCACUAUUUAUAUAGAUGCUAUUGGUCAAUCUGUAAAAAAAAAAAAAAAAAAUAUGUGGAUGAUACUAUUAUGUACGCAAUUGCCCCGACUGCUGACCUGGCUGUGACAAGGCUACAGUCCAAUUUUGCAGCUGUGCAAGAAGUCCUUACUGAUUUAAAACUCAUACUUAAUAUGGGCAAAACUAAAUACAUGUUGUUUUCAAGUUCUCAUAAGAUUGUCUCAGAUAGAUUACAUCUUUACUCAUCGGAUGGUUCUAUAAUGGAACGAGUCCCUGCGUACACAUACCUUGGUAUUUGGAUUGACAAUGAUUUAUCGUUGUCACGAUCGUUGAGAGACGGGUCAGACCAAGGUGCAGCGUGAUAUGCGUACAUAUUUAUUAAGACGAAUAAACACUUGACAAAAUAACAAAACAACGAAAACGUGAAGUCCUAUGGGCUAUACACACAACAAGCCUAACAGGAACACAAACAAGAUCCCACAACUAAGGUAGGCAACCAGGCUACCUAAAUAUGAUCCCCAAUCAGAGACAACGAGCGACAGCUGCCUCUGAUUGGGAAUCACACCCGGCCAUACAUAGAAAUACAAAACUAGAUUUAAACAUAGAAAUACAAUACAUACAUUUAAACUGAAACUCACACCCUGACCCAACCAACAAGAGUUCUCUAGCUCAGGGCGUGACAGUACCCCCCCCCCCCCCCCCCCAAAGGUGCGUACUCCGGCCUGUGCCAGCGCCCAGCACGUGUCGUGCGAAAGUGGGCAUCCAGCCAGGACGGGUUGUGCCGGCUCAACGCUCCUGGUCUCCAGUGCGCCUCCACAGUCCAGUAUAUCCUGCGCCAGUCCUACGCGCUGUGUCGCCAGUGCGCGUUCACAGCCCAGUGCGUCCUGUGCCAGCGCCCUGCACGUGUCGUGUGAAAGUGGGCAUCCAGCCAGGACGGGUUGUGCCAGCUGUACACUCCAGACCUCCAGUACGCCUCCACGGUCCAGUAUAUCCUGCUCCGGUUCUACGCACUGUGUCACCAGUGUGCCUCCCCAGCCUGGUACCAAACCAAACCAGUGGUGCGCGUAUCCAGUCCAGUACGGGCCGUACCUGCUCCCCGCACCAAACCAGUGGUGCGUGUCGCCAGCCCGGUACGCCCCGUACCUGCUCCCCGCACCAAACCAGUUGUGUGCGUAUCCAGUCCGGUACGGCCUGUACCUGCUCCCCACACCAAACCAGUUGUGCGUGUACGCGCGUACCAGGCUGGGGAGGCACACUGGUGACACAGUGCGUAGAACUGGAGCAGGAUAUACUGGACCGUGGAGGCGUACUGGAGGUCUGGAGUGUACAGCUGGCACAACCCGUCCUGGCUGGAUGCCCACUUUCACACGACACGUGCAGGGCGCUGGCACAGGACGCACUGGGCUGUGAACGCGCACUGGCAACACAGUGCGUAGGACUGGCGCAGGAUAUACUGGACCGUGUAGGCACACUGGAGACCAGGAGCGUUGAGCCGGCACAACCCGUCCUGGCUGGAUGCCCACUUUCGCACGACACGUGCGGGGCGCUGGAGUGUACAGCUGGCUUGUAGGGGUUUAAUGGCACAGGCAGGGAGCCCAGCCAACAGCGAGUUGCAGUAAUCCAGACGGGAGAUGACAAGUGCCUGGAUUAGGACCUGUGCCGCUUCCUGUGUAAGGCAGGGUCGUAAUCUCUGAAUGUUGUAGAGCAUGAACCUACAGGAUCGGGUCACCGCCUUGAUGUUAGCGGAGAACGACAGGGUGUUGUCCAGGGUCAGCUUGAGGUUCAGCUUGAGGUGGUGAUCCGUCAUCCACACUGAUACAGUGGGGAAAAAAGUAUUUAGUCAGCCACCAAUUGUGCAAGUUCUCCCACUUAAAAAGAUGAGAGAGGCCUGUAAUUUUCAUCAUAGGUACACGUCAACUAUGACAGACAAAUUGAGGAAAAAAAAUCCAGAAAAUCACAUUGUAGGAUUUUUAAUGAAUUUAUUUGCAAAUUAUGGUGGAAAAUAAGUAUUUGGUCACCUACAAACAAGCAAGAUUUCUGGCUCUCACAGACCUUUAACUUCUUCUUUAAGAGGCUCCUCUGUCCUCCACUCGUUACCUGUAUUAAUGGCACCUGUUUGAACUUGUUAUCAGUAUAAAAGACACCUGUCCACAACCUCAAACAGUCACACUCCAAACUCCACUAUGGCCAAGACCAAAGAGCUGUCAAAGGACACCAGAAACAAAAUUGUAGACCUGCACCAGGCUGGGAAGACUGAAUCUGCAAUAGGUAAGCAGCUUGGUUUGAAUAAAUCAACUGUGGGAGCAAUUAUUAGGAAAUGGAAGACAUACAAGACCACUGAUAAUCUCACUCGAUCUGGGGCUCCACGCAAGAUCUCACCCCGUGGGGUCAAAAUGAUCACAAGAACGGUGAGCAAAAAUCCCAGAACCACACGGGGGGACCUAGUGAAUGACCUGCAGAGAGCUCGGACCAAAGUAACAAAGCCUACCAUCAGUAACACACUACACCGCCAAGGACUCAAAUCCUACAGUGCCAGACGUGUCCCCCUGCUUAAGCCAGUACAUGUCCAGGCACGUCUGAAGUUUGCUAGAGUGCAUUUGGAUGAUCCAGAAGAGGAUUGGGAGAAUGUCAUAUGAUCAGAUGAAACCAAAAUAGAACUUUUUGGUAAAAUUUCAACUCGUCGUGUUUGGAGGACAAAGAAUGCUGAGUUGCAUCCAAAGAACACCAUACCUACUGUGAAGCAUGGGGGUGGAAACAUCAUGCUUUGGGGCUGUUUUUCUGCAAAGGGACCAGGACGACUGAUCCGUGUAAAGGAAAGAAUGAAUGGGGCCAUGUAUCGUGAGAUUUUGAGUGAAAACCUCCUUCCAUCAGCAAGGGCAUUGAAGAUGAAACGUGGCUGGGUCUUUCAGCAUGACAAUGAUCCCAAACACACCGCCUGGGCAACGAAGGAGUGGCUUCGUAAGAAGCAUUUCAAGGUCCUGGAGUGGCCUAGCCAGUCUCCAGAUCUCAACCCCAUAGAAAAUCUUUGGAGCGAGUUGAAAGUCCGUGUUGCCCAGCGACAGCCCCAAAACAUCACUGCUCUAGAGGAGAUCUGCAUGGAGGAAUGGGCCAAAAUACCAGCAACAGUGUGUGAAAACCUUGUGAAGACUUACAGAAAACGUUUGACCUGUGUCAUUGCCAACAAAGGGUAUAUAACAAAGUAUUGAGAAACUUUUGUUAUUGACCAAAUACUUAUUUUCCACCAUAAUUUGCAAAUAAAUUCAUUAAAAAUCCUACAAUGUGAUUUUCUGGAUAUUUUUUUCUCAUUUUGUCUGCCAUAGUUGACGUGUACCUAUGAUGAAAAUUACAGGCCUCUCUCAUCUUUUUAAGUGGGAGAACUUGCACAAUUGGUGGCUGACUAAAUACUUUUUUUCCCCCACUGUAUGUCUGCCAGACAUGCAGAGAUGCGAUUCGCCACCUGGUUAUCAGAAGGGUACAGGUGUCCUUUUUUACGCUAAUAACCAUGUGUGAGGUGUACACUUUUGCUUUUGUUUCAAGGUAGAUUUGUUUAAGACUACCAAGAAACAUGAUGUAUGAUUUAGCCCACUGCAGUAAAAGGUUAAAAAACAUACGACUGAGCUUGUUGAGAAACUAAGAUUUAAAAUGGGAUUUUUUUUAUAGAAACAGAUCUUGUCUCUCUCUAGUCAGCAGGAAGCAGAUUGUGCAGUCAACCUUUCUACCUGUUGUUGAUUAUGGUGAUACUAUUUAUCAAAGUGCAGCUGCCUCUACACUUAAACCCUUGGAUGCCGUUUUUCAUAGCGCCCUUCGUUUUAUCACAGGAGAUCGUUUUAUUACUCUUCACUAUAUUCUUUACCAAAAGGUUGGCUGGACUUCUUUGAAGUCACGUAGAUCACAUCAUUAUGCUCUUUUUGAUUACAAAGCCCUGCUCCACAAACUCCCAACUUACCUAACAUCACUGUUAAGAUUUAAAAUGACAAGUUAUCAAACCCGUUCACAGGGUUGGUUAACUCUGGAGACUCCUUUGGUGUCUCGAGAGUUAGGUAAAUCAGCCUUUAAUUUGCUUGCACCUCACGUGUGGAAUGAUCUACAAUACACUUUAAAAUUGGAGGAAUUGGUGCCUCUAGGGCAUUUCAGAUGGUUGCUAGGAGACCUUUUUACUGAAGAAUGUGUCUGUUAUUUAUGAUUGUGUUUUCCUUUUCAUGUAUUGUUGUGUAUAAUAAUGUGUAUUUUAAUGUCUAUAUGAAUGUGUAGUUUAAUGUGUUAAUUGUAUUUUGAUGUGUAUUGUGGUGCUAUACAGGGCUUAUCUGGAAAAGAGACCUUGGUCUCAGCAUUGACUCCCUGUCAAAAUAAAGGUUAAAUAAGUGUCCCAGACCGCUGACCCAUAGCCUGUUCCAAUCUCCACCCCCACCCCACCCUACCCCGGUCCCCCUCUCCACCCCCACCUCGUUCCUAAGCUGUCACCAUAUCCACCCCCACCCCACAUCCUCGCAUUCCCACCCCACUCCCUCUCCAAGCACUUCCCAUCAGAGCAGACUGAGACGUCUUAUCACAGAAUCAGCUGGGCUGGGCGGCUGGCCAGGGCACACACAUUUAUAACGCCCAGUAAAAACAUUUAAGCCUAAUAGAAUAAUACUGCUGAUUGAAGAAACAGAUUUGUUUCAAAUGUGCUCUGGGACCAAUGUAAAUAAAAUGGCCCUGGUUUUAACAAGCCCUACUAGUUUUAAGUGGAUUUAUUGGUUUUCAUCCACAUGUCACAAAUAAGAAAGAGGCAAAUAAAAUGUGUUUAAGUGAAAUGAAGUUGAGUUGUGGAACUACUUAUUCCAGUGAGAUAUCAAAAUAAGAGGGUGAAGGAUGGGCCUCAUUUUUAGGUGCUUAACUCAAAGCUUUGUAUUAAAUCAAAUCAAAUCAAAUUUUAUUUGUCACAUGCUUGGUAAACAACAGGUGUAGACUAACAGUGAAAUGCUUACUUACGGGCCCACCUGGUACUGUAUUUAGUUUAUGUUAUUGCGGGUGUAGCGAAAUGCUUGUGUUCCUAGGUCCAACAGUGCGGUAGUAUCUAACAAUUCAAAACAAUACACACAAAUCUAAAAGUAAAAGAAUGGAAUUAAGAAAUAUAUAAAUAUUAGGAUGAGCAAUGUCGGAGUGGCAUUGAGUAGAAUAAAUUUGAAUACAGUAUAUACAUAUGAAAUUAGUAAAGCAGUAUGUAAACAUUAUUAAAGUGACUAGGGUUUCAUAAUUAAAGUGACCAGUGAUUCCAUAUCUAUGUACAUAGGGCUGCAGCCUCUAAGGUGGAGGAUUGAGUAACCGGGUGGUAGUCGGCUAGUUGAUGGCUAUUUAACAGUCUGAUGGCCUUGAGAUAGAAGCUGUUUUUCAGUAUCGAGUCGAUGUGCAGGGGUAUGAUGUAAUUGAGGUAGGUAUGUACAUAUAACUAGGAAUACAGUGACAGAUAAUAAACAGUAGCAGCAGUGUAUAUGAUGAGUCAAAACAGUUAGUGCAAAAAGCGUCAAUGCAGAUAGUCCGGGUAGCUAUUUGGUUAACUAUUUAACUAACUAUUUACCAUUCUUAUGGCUUGGGGGUAGAAGCUGUUCAGGGUCCUGUUGGUUCCAGACUUGGUGCAUCAGUACCGCUUGCUGUGCGGUAGCUGAGAGAACAUUUAUGACUUGGGUGGCUGUAGUCUUUGACAAUUUUUAUGGCCUUCCUCUGACACCGCCUGGUAUAGACGUUUAUUUUCUAAGGGCUAGGGUUGAAGAUCCAGGCUAAGAUUUCAGUUCAACUUCAAAUGUAUGUUAUACUGUAGAAUGCCAAUGUUAACAUAAACCAGCAUGCGACUACAUUGAAACUCUAGGGAAUGGAGGAAGAAAGUGUGCACUGCGGUGGCUCUCUGUAGACUGCCAUGCACAUCUUAACAUAAAGAAUAGUGAUUAUUUUGACGAUUAAGAUAGUGAUGAUGAUGAUGUCAAUAAUGAUGACAGCAAUGAUGAUGAUGAUGCUCUCCCCCUCCCCCAGAGCGCCCAGGGUUUGUGAAGAGGCCCAGUAGUAUUAUGGUGCUGGCAGAUGAGAGUGUGGAGUUCCACUGUGAGGCGCGGGGAGAUCCGGUCCCCACUGUCCGCUGGAGGAAAGAGGACGCAGACCUGCCUAAGGGGAGGUACGGAUGGAUGGCCCAGCACUACAAUACUGCCUUUAUAUUACACACUUACAGUGGGGAGAACAAGUAUUUGAUACACUGCUGAUUUUGCAGGUUUUCCUACUUACAAAGCAUGUAGGGUUCUGUAAUUUGUAUCAUAGGUACACUUCAACUGUGAGACACGGAAUCUAAAACAAAAAUCCAGAAAAUCACAUUGUAUGGUUUUUAAGUAAUGAAUUUGCAUUUUAUUGCAUGACAUAAGUAUUUGAUAAAUCAGAAAAGCAGAACUUAAUAUUUGGUACAGAAACCUUUGUUUGCAAUUACAGAGAUCAUACGUUUCCUGUAGGUCUUGACCAGGUUUGCACACACUGUAGCAGGGAUUUUGGCCCACUCCUCCAUACAGACCUUCUCCAGAUCCUUCAGGUUUCGGGGCUGUCGCUGGGCAAUACAGACUUUCAACUCCCUCCAAAUAUGUUCUAUUGGGUUCAGGUCUGGAGACUGGCUAAGCCACUCCAGGACCUUGAGAUGCUUCUUACGGAGCCACUCCUAAGUUGCCCUGGCUGUGUGUUUCGGGUCGUUGUCAUGCUGGAAGACCCAGCCACGACCCAUCUUCAAUGCUCUUACUGAGGGAAGGAGGUUGUUGGCCAAGAUCUCGCGAUACAUGGCCCCAUCCAUCCUCCCCUCAAUACGGUGCAGUCGUCCUGUCCCCUUUGCAGAAAAGCAUCCCCAAAGAAUGAUGUUUCCACCUCCAUGCUUCACGGUUGGGAUGGUGUUCUUGGGGUUGUACUCAUCCUUCUUCUUCUUCCAAACACGGCGAGUGGAGUUUAGACCAAAAAGCUCUAUUUUUGUCUCAUCAGACCACAUUACCUUCUCCCAUUCCUCCUCUGGAUCAUCCAGAUGGUAAUUGGCAAACUUCAGACGGGCCUGGACAUGCGCUGGCUUGAGCAGGGGGACCUUGCGUGCGCUGCAGGAUUUUAAUCCAUGACGGCGUAGUGUGUUACUAAUGGUUUUCUUUGAGACUGUGGUACCAGCUCUCUUCAGGUCAUUGACCAGGUCCUGCCGUGUAGUUCUGGGCUGAUCCCUCACCUUCCUCAUGAUCAUUGAUGCCCCACCAGGUGAGAUCUUGCAUGGAGCCCCAGACCGAGGGUGAUUGACCGUCAUCUUGAACUUCUUCCAUUUUCUAAUAAUUGCGCCAACAGUUGUUGCCUUCUCACCAAGCUGCUUGCCUAUUGUCCUGUAGCCCAUCCCAGCCUUGUACAGGUCUACAAUGUUAUCCCUGAUGUCCUUACACAGCUGUCUGGUCUUGGCCAUUGUGGAGAAGUUGGAGUCUGUUUGAUUGAGUGUGUGGACAGGUGUCUUUUAUACAGGUAACGAGUUCAAACAGGUGCAGUUAAUACAGGUAAUGAGUGGAGAACAGGAGGGCUUCUUAAAGAAAAACUAACAGGUCUGUGAGAGCCGGAAUUCUUACUGGUUGGUAGGUGAUCAAAUACUUAUGUCAUGCAAUAAAAUGCAAAUUAAUUACUUAAAAAUCAUACAAUGUGAUUUUCUGGAUUUUUGUUUUAGAUUCCGCCUCUCACAGUUGAAGUGUACCUAUGAUAAAAAUUACAGACCUCUACGUGCUUUGUAAGUAGGAAAACCAGCAAAAUCGGCAGUGUAUCAAAUACUUGUUCUCCCCACUGUACACAUCAUAGAUUCAUACUCUGAUCUAAACCUUAUGCACAUGCAGGGUCACAUCUGGUCAUGGAAAUAGAUGCAUAGGAUAUUACAGUGUGCAUACCAUCAUGUUUGUCUCACGUCGAUCUCUCGCUAUCUCUAUCUCUCUCUCCCUCUGUGUGUGUCUGUAGGUAUGAGAUCCUGGAGGACCACACUCUGAGUGUGCGUGGUGUAACACCAUCAGACGAGGGCUCCUACACGUGUGUUGUAGAGAACAUGGUGGGAAAGGCAGAGGCGUCCGCUACACUGACAGUACACGGUCAGUACAACCUCCCCCGACCGAAACCCUAACCCCAACCCUGGUCAUACCUGCUGUUUGACAUGAAAGGUGCACAGACUAUGAAAUGUGCAGACUGGGUUUAUGCUGUGCAGCUGUUGCUCUCACGUUCAUGUAAUGUUAGAGAAAGUGUGAAGAAGAAGACAGCUGUUCUCAGAGCAGUUGGAUAUCUUACCUAACCCUGUCUAGCCACACCAUGGAGUAUCACCCCACUGAUCUCUGGCCUGCCCUGUCAAGUCAAGCAGUUCCCAGGGUAACAGACUGAGCUAGGUUAUCAGUUCAAUCUGUGAAGUUAUGUCAUUUACUGUAUCCCCUUGGCUUGGGUUCAUAUCAGUUCUGAAGCAAUCAGCACUCUACUAGCCACAGUCUAACCAUGACUGGAUCAGUGUAACAGUUCUGAAUAGGAGCCCAGAUGGGCGUGUUGAUGAGGCACCAGGAAGUGGGUUCAUUUGUGAGCAGGGAUUCCCUGCCACAAUGACCCUCCCCCCAGCACAGGGACUGACGGCAGGAAAUGAACAGUAACACCUCACUACACACACACACUCGCACACACACGCAUGCACAGCACACCACACACAAGCAGUACAUACAUGGCACAACAUACAACCUAACACACAGUUUUCCAUGCCCUAACUGGUGGCGCCUGUGACACAGGAGAGAGAAGAGAGAGCGAUAGAGUAGAGAGAGAGUAUAGUAAGAGAGAGAGAGAGAGUAUGAGAGAGAGAGAGAGAGAGAGACGAUGCAGAGAGAGAGAGAGAGAGAGAGAGAGAGAGAGAGAGAGUAGCGAGAGAGCUAGAGAGAGCAGAGAUGAGAGCGAGUAGAGAUAGAGAGUCUAGAGAUAGAGAGAGUCGAGCGAGAGAGAGAGAGGUAGAGUAGAGAGAGAGAGAGAGAGAGAUAGAGAGAGAGCUGAGAGAGAGCAGGGCUUAAUUAAAGACAAGCCUGGGUCCCACGCUGGGAAUGACAUGGUUCCAAUUACACAGUCUACUCUACACCAGACCUGCCUGCCUGGGAAAAGAGGGGGACCAGGGUCUAAUUUAGGGUCUGAACAGAGGAGAGGAAUAACAGAUAGCAGAUUCGUACAGAUUGUCUUAAUUGGAGGGAAGGGUGUAGCUGUCUAAGUACGGUGUACACAGAAAAAGGGGUUCCAAAAGGGUUCUUCGGCUGUCCCUAGGAGAAUCCUUUUUGGCUCCAGGUAUAACCCUUUUCGGUUCAAGGUAAAAUCCUUUUGGGUUCCAUGUAAAAUCCUCUGUGGAAAGGGUUCUACAUGGAACCCAAAAGGGUUCUACUUAACGGGUCUGGCUCCACGAGGGAGCUAAAGGGGGCUUAGCCCCCUCACCUUUAGUUUUAUGUCCCUAUAUAAAAAGAGCAAAAAUUGAUUGACUGACAAGUUGGCGCAAAAUAAUCUGUAUCUCUGCUGUGCUGUGUAGGGGGGCUAUGGAAAGCCACUUGGCAGUUAGGUAUGACUCCUUUGGGUUUCCAUAAAAAGCAAGAAAAAACACUUCUCAUCUCUGUGAUAGGCUAAGUGAAUAAUGUGAUACACCUCCGCCUGUAAUAUUUGAUUUUGAUUUAUAAGGGUGGGGUCAAGUUUACCAUUGAAGCUGCUUCACUCUUAGAUAGCUAGCUGUAAAAAGUGUUACUGUUAUUAGCCUUAGCCUAUUUAGCUAGCUCGAACAGCUAAUCUUUGCCAAAGUACCCAAACAAAGGAGAAGGAGAGCAGUGAGCAUCAGCCUCAAACCACAGAUGCCGCCGCCAAGCCCAGCAGUGAUGAUGCUGCCGAGCUCCAGCUAGCUCCGUGUGAGCCUACCCACCCUUCCACUAGCGCCGCCAGGAUAAUGGCUCCACAGCCACCUCCACAUCUGACUGUUCCUGAUGAUCUUUGAACAGAGCAGCCAGCCCAGGUUAGCCUAGAUUCCUACCCUAGCCGCAGGUUUUCUGUCCUAAAACGUUCAUUUAAUAGCAACUGGUUCAUAGGAAGAGAGUGGCUGGAAUACUCUUACUGCAGAUGCUAUUAUGGUUUUCUUGGUAGCCUAUUGGUUUUCGUUGCUUUAAAUGGAACUGUGCGUAUUGGAAAUGUGUUUAUGGUAGGCUGGCAUUGCUUAAUUGAUUAUGUGGGUGCAAUUUGAUUCAUAGAAGUGUAUUGUGCCAUAUCACAAAGUGUUGCUGAACUCAUGAGCAAGCGGCAUUAAUUUCUAUGUUUGAAGCGGGCCUGUAAAGGCCUAUUUAUUUGGCAAGACAGUUGUGCAUGUCUGCAUCUCACUGUAGUAGGCUGUAGGCUAUGUUUUUGUUAUUUGGAUUUCCAUUUGCCUUUUGUUUACUGUGUUUGUUUACUAUUAAUGUUACUAGCCUAAAUUUAGAUUGAUUUUGUUCUGUUGGCAUUCAUUCGCAUUUGCAGUUGUGCGGGUAUUCUAAGUCAAACUGCUAUUCAGUAUUUUGAUUUGCAUGCAUGACUAACUAGGCUACUACUUUCAGCAUUUAGUUUGCAUUAUUUUGGUAAGACGUGUGUACAGCUGCAUUCACGUAGGCUGUCAAUAGGUGAAUUGUCUUAUCUAUCUUGUAGCAUAUAUUCAUUACCAAAAUGGCCUAGCUGGAGGGUGCUGUCCAUUGUGCUGAAACAGUGCAGCAGAGAUAGGCUACAGAUUUCAAAAGCACUCAAUUAUUGCUGAGUCUCUGCAUUUUAACUUUAUGUUUAUUGUGGUAUAGCGUGAUUAUAUAAACAGAAUUCAAUAUAAUUCCAAUGCAAGAACCCCAAAAUCUUUUGCCCCUUCGCCCAUUUCAACUGCCCCCUUAGUCACUUUAUCCUGGUGCCGUGUCUGACCUGGAACCAAAAAGGGUUCUCCUAUGGGGACAGCCAAACAACCCUUUUAGGUUCUACAUAGCAGGUUUUUUUCUAAGAGUGUAGUAGGUGGUUUUCUUUUUUUCUGUCUCACACUUUUAAUUUUCCUUCCUGUUCUCUCUUAUACCUGAUUUCACCAACCAGCAGUGGACAGAGAGGAAAGGGGGAGGAGGAGAGGGAGGAAGGGGGAGGGGGAGGGAAGAGGAGGGGGAGAGCAGAUCUCCCCUGAAGGAAAUGAGACAUAACAACAGCACUGUCUGACAAACACUAUCUCAUCUGGAGAUACUUGAGGGUUCAGGUCAACGAGAUAAUAAGGAGAGAGAGAGAGCGAGAGAGAGAGAGAGAGAGAGAGAGCGAGAGAGAGAGAGAGAGAGAGAGAGAGAGAGAGAGAGAGAGAGAGAGAGAGAGAGAAGCAGCUUUGAAGGUAACAUUAGGAGCAGCACAUUUUUACUUUUUAUAACCCCUCCUUUCAAUCAAUGUAUUUUCAGUGUAUCUCAAGUCAUAGUUUCUGACUAGAGAGAUGCGCUAGUAUUCAUUGUUACACAAGUACCAGAAUAAGCUGUUUUCUGCCUCAAACACAAACAUUCUAAUGUCCUUGCUGUGUUUGAACAUAUUCAACAGGGCAGGCAGGAGACUAAGGGCUUGUUUCCUCUAGACUCAGUCUGGCCGUGUGAUUGGUGCAGCCAGGCCACAUUAUCAGUAGUGGAAAUCAAAACACAUUGGAGGCCUCCUCACUCCAGUCAAACUGCUUUCAUUCCAAACACAAGGCUUGCACACAGGGUUUUCUCCAAAUAUGUUUUCAGGCAUAUUUUCCAUCACCUAACACUUUUACUGAGGUCGUUUAUCACACUUUAACUAGUGCCAACACUCCAGAUCACCUUGUAACAUUUUUAAGUAAUUGGCACAGUAUUAUCUGGAUUCCUGUAUUUUCUCCUCAAAGUAAAGUCUUAAGCUUCACCCUUUUCUGUUCUUUCUACAGCUAUACCUCUCUUAUUCAGAGCGACUUACAGUAGUGAGUGCGUACAUUUUCGUACUGGUCCCCCGUGGGAAUCAAACCCACAACCCCCAUGCUCUACCAACUGAGCCACACGGGUCUCUCUCUCUCUCUCUCUCUCUCUCUGUCUGUCUCACCACAAUGGCCCUUGGUCACUUGCCUAUCCAUGCAUAUCACUGUUCAGCUCCUUUAUAGGCUCUAAGACUCACAGUGUGCCACAGCCUUUACAGACAUAUGAAGCCCUCAGUCUAUAAGUCUCUCUAUAGGCCUAGCUCUACACCCAGAGGGAGAGAGAGGAAGUUCCGGUCUCCGAGUGUCUGAACUGUAGUAGAGUUCAUCCCCUUCUCUCUCCCCUCCAGGUUUAUGUGUUCAUUGGGGGGUUGUAACUCUGUCCAAACAGGCCGCAGGGCUGGCUAGCCUCGUAACUCAACCCAACACUCCCAUGUAAGGCUUUUCACACCUUUGAGUCAACAGGUCCAAUGGGUCUCAUAGGGAUGGGAACAGGCCACGCCUUGUCCCAGCGACCCUACUGAGCACACACAGUAAUACACACACACGUGCGCGACACAUACAAAGAGACACACACACAUACACAUACACAUCGGCACAAAUACAGUACACACAUUCACACACACGCUCCAAGAUACCUACUCUCACACUCCAUCCCACCUCUCCACCCUCACUUUACUGUCCCAUUCAACUGACCAAACACAAGAGCUCGUGUGUCCCCUCAACACCGCCUCCAAUCACCCUAUAAACCUGCCAGGGUAAUUCAUGCAUCUGGCCCCAGCUAACCCCAUAAAACACAUGCUGCAAGUCAGGGGUCAGCACUAGGCUUUCAGUGUGGAUCUAUCAGCACGACAACAAACCUUUCAAACACUCCCACCACUGUUGUCUGUGUGUAUGCGCGCGUGCGUGCGCACAUUUGCCAAGGAAAUUAUCUUUGUUCCCUGUGAUUUAUUAAGUUCCCAUAUUACUCCACAUAAAUGAAAAUCCUAAAUAUUACACAGAAAUACAUAGUGAUGGAAACAUAGUCUUAUCCAUGUGCAUAGUAUUCAGUAAAUGGAAAUGAUUACAUUUUUUCUUAGUAUAUGAAAUAUAGUAAAUUAAAUAUGGUGGGAGCCUGUAGCUGGGUGGGCAUGUGGCCCGUAAAGGGGGUCUGGUCUGAGCUCAACACACUUAGGCAUGGGGGCAGGAAGAGAUGCUCCGCUUCCUCUACUACAUCCAGCACGGCAUGCUGGGAGCUGGACCCCGGCUCUUUUUAUGUCCAUGGUCACAUAUUCAUCAAGUCCCGCUCAGGAAACAUGGCUGUCAGGGUUGGUGGUUAGGGGGUUUAAAGGUCACAGCCAAAUCCAACAACAACAACAUUGCUUUUUCUCUGUCUUCCCCCCCAUCUGUGUCCUUCCUUCCUCUCCUCCCUUUGUCUGGACCUUUCUUUAAGGUCUCACAUGUCUCUCUGUGUUCUGGAUUUUUUUCUUUGUGUCAUUAAGAAAGGAGAUUUCCAUUCUACUAUAGUGUAAUAGUGAUACAAUACUGCAUAUGAAGUUAUUUGAGGCAGCAUGCAUGUGUGUGUGAGAGUGUGGAUGUCCACAGUAACUACAUACAUGUGUGUUUUUGCUAGUGUUGAGGAAUGUAGUUGGAGGGAGGGAGAUGUAUUUACAGUCAAACACACACUGAAGCAGUCUUCCAGUGGGGUCCCAUUCAUUAAACACACAUGAAGCCCACUCCUCCUGAGACCAACCAUAGUUAACACACGGUGACUGGACAGUGACUGGACUGUUACUCUACCACACAAACAGAGCUUCUGUGCAGCAUAUGCCCCUCACGGUGUAUCAGAUUGUUGUUUAUUCCAUUCAUUUACUCAUUCAUGUAUUCAUUCAUCAACGUGUUUGUUGAAAAUGUUUAAUGAUUGACUGGUAAGCAUUUGCCAUCGCAUGUGUCUGUCAUCAUUAUUCAUCUCCUGCUCUUGUGUUUGCUUCUCUUCUCUUCUCUUGUAGUCUUCACUGGUAAGUUGUCAUCCGUCAGUCAUCCUCCUCCGCACUGACAGCAACACGACAUCAUUAGUCAUUACAGUCCUCCUCUCCUCCCUCCAAUCCUCCAAUAGGAGUUCACAUUUCAGUUGUCAUGAGCAACUGGGAGUAAGUGGGUAAUAAAAUAAAAUACAUCUAUUUAAGUGAAAAAAAGGUAAACAUAGUCAUUAUUUCAUCCUAUUUUAUGUGAUUUUUAGGAUUUAUGCUUGCAAAAUUUUUCUAUGUUUGUCCUGUUAAACCAAGAUCCAUCUCUCCACCCCUGCAGUGCCCCCAGCGUUCGCCAUGCGCCCCAGAAACCAGGUGGUAGCAGUUGGGAGAAUGGUCACCUUCCAGUGUGAAGCCACUGGCAACCCUCAGCCUGCUAUCUUCUGGCAGAGGGAGGGCAGCAAUGUGAGAUACUAUACAGUUUAUCUAAGUUAUAUAUAUUGAUACAUAGGCCUAUAUGUUGAAGAACGGGUAUUGAAUGCACCGUAUCCUUAGAGUGUAGGUUAUUGAUAACUCCAUGUCCAGUGGAUGUCUCAAGCGUAGACAUGUAAUUCCAGUCUCAAGACCACUCUGUCUCUUUCUCUCCGUCCUCCAGAGCCUGCUUUUCUCCUACCAGCCCCCUCAGCCCUUCAGCCGACUUUCCGUGUCUCAGACAGGCAGUCUGACCAUCGCAGACGCCCAGCGCUCUGACGCUGGCUACUACAGCUGUCAGGCCCUCAACAUCGCUGGCUCCGUCAUCACCAAGGCCCUGCUGGAGGUCACUGACAGUGAGUGAGGGAGGGGAGGAGGGAGGGAUGGUUUCCUCUAAUCAACUGACCAAAGCUCCUCCAUUGGCCUGGUUGACUGAGUUGUGUCUCCAUGAUUGGAAAAUGCUGAAUUACUGAAUAACUACUAGCUGCUUUGCUGACUGGAUGUAUGGCAGAUCAGCCUCUCCUGUAGACUGGUGAGAUGAUGUGGCCUUUAUGGUUCAGUGUUUUGUACUGGUUACUGUUGGCCUUGGUGACUAAUUGUUGUUGGAGUGAUUUCAGGAACCCUCAGCUGCAGGCGUUUGGGCUCCAAAUCACCUGUUCCCAUGGUGACAGUGCAUGCAGACCGCCCAUACCCUCCUUCCCAAUUGAACCCUCCCCCAAAACACACACACACAUAAUCACAUUUUCAUACACACACAUUUUUACACACACAGACAAACACGCACACACACAUAUUUAAACACAGACACCUUUCAUUCUCCUCCCUAAUGCCAUGCUGGUGAACCGAAUUAUGAUCAUCCUGAUAAUUGCAUCAGUUAUUAAAAACAGAAUUAAAAUGUUGAGUCUGGCUCCAAGACCUACAACAGUAAUUACAGCAGCCAGCACCAGCAGCAAAGUCUACUUGGUUAUAAUAAACUGACCUGAGAGAGUAUGAGCGUGUGUGUGUGUGCGUGUGUGGAUGCAUGUGUGUCUUCACUAUGUACAUAUAUUACGUUAAUUAACAUAAUUGCCUGAGGCUGGUACAGGCGGCAGGCGUUGUCUGUGCAUGGCGGUGACUUCAGCAGUGGCAGCUAUUGGUUCUGGGUAAUCAUAUGGUAAUGCUUUCUGCAGCCGCGCCAGGGAAAUGAGAGUCACCCACUUAAUGUACACUCAAUUACACUUAAUGGAAAUGAAACAAGGAUGUAGCAUGUUUGAUUUAAUCUACGUAGCACUCCUCACUCUGCCAUCCCUUAUUUCUCCUUCUAGUGAAUAGGCCUACCCGUCUCUCCCCUCUCCCUUCCCCCUCCACCUCUCUCCCCCUUUCCCCUCCUCCCCCGCAGUUUGAAUGGUGUAUUUGUAUGGAAAUAACUUGCUGCCAUUACCUCUGGUGGUUUUCAAGGUAUUUCCAUUCUUUUCCCCUGUGCCUCUGAUUUUGGAGAGCGUUUUCCCCUCUAUUUCCACUGGGUUGUGAAGUGGGAGAGUGAUGGCUGGCUGCUAUCUAAAUGGGAUUUGUUAUUUGUUGGUCCGUGGUGCUCCUACUACUGCCCAAUGAUUAGCCAGUUGCUCUGGGCAUUGGGAUAAUCUGAUUUCUAUUCCCCUACACUGCCCAACCUGUCACUCCUAUUGUGUUCUUCUCAUGCCAAUUUUCCUCAAUAUCUCUCACAUCUCAUCUGUCCUUGAUUUUCUGUCUGUCUCUUUUCUCUCCAUUCUAUUUUCUCCAUUCUAUUCUCUCCAUUCCUUAUUUCUCUCUAAAUCUGAAGGGAUGAUAGAGAUAACUAUUUAUUCUGACCAGACCUGGGUCAGACCUGGGUUAGACCAUGUGUAUUUGAGUCUUUGUUAUUUAAAUACAUAUUUUCUGUGUAUUUGAGUCUUUUCAAAUAAUGUGGCCCGAAUCAACUACUUACAUUGGAUGUUUUUUAAAAUAGUAUUUUCAAAUAAUUUCCUAUAAAUAGCCUGCUAUUUGAAAUAUUUUUUGUUGUUGAGUAUAACAAACAUUAGGAACACCUUCCUAGUAUUGAGUUGCACACACCUUUUUGCCCUCAGAACAGCCUCAAUUAUUCGGGGAAUGGAGUCUACAAUGUGUCGAAAGCGUUCCACAGGGAUGCUGGCCCAUGUUGACUCCAAUGCUUCCCACAGUUGUGUCAAGUAUUAAAACCUUCCCAAAUCAAAACUAUGGAUAGAUGGCAGCAUUCGCGCAAAACUGAAAGCGCGAACCACCGCAUUUAACCACGGCAAGGUGACUGGGAAUAAGGUUGAAUAAAAACAGAGCAGUUAUGCCCUCCGUAAGGCAAUCAAGCAGGCAAAAGUGGAGUCGCAAUUCAACGGCUCAGACACGAGACGUAUGUGGCGUAUGUGACUCCAGACAAUCAAGGAUUACAAAGGGAAAACCAGCCACGUCGCGGACACCGACGUCUUGCUCCCGACACCUUCUUGCCCACUUUGAUGAUAACACAGUGCCACUGACGCGGCCCGCUCCCGAGGACUGUGGGCUCUCGUUCUCCGUGGCCGACGUGAGUAAGACAUUUAAGCAUGUUAACCCUCGCAAUGCUGCCGGCUCAGACGGCAUCCCUAGCCGCAUCCUCAGAGCAUGCGCAGACCAGCUGGCUGGAGUGUUUACAGACAUUUUCAAUCUCUCCCUAUCCCAGUCUGCUGCCCCCACUUGCUUCAAGAUGUCCACCAUUGUUCCUGUACCCAAGAAAGAAAAGGUAACUGAACUAAAUGAAGUGCUUUGAGAGGCUAGUUAAGGAUCAUAUCACCUCCACCUUAUCUGACACCCUAGACCCACUUCAAUUUGCAUACCGCCCCAAUAGAUCCACAGACGAUGCAAUCGCCAUCGCAGUGCAUACUCCCCUACCCAUCUAGACAAGAUGAAUACCUAUGUAAGAAUGCUGCUAAUUGACUACAGCUCAGCCUUCAACACCAUAGUACCCUCCAAGCUCCUCAUUAAGCUCGGGGACCUGGGUCUGAACCCCGCCCUGUGCAACUGGGUCCUGGACUUCCUGACGGGCCGUCCCCAGGUGGUGAAGGUAAGAAAUAACACCUCCACUACACUGAUCUUCAAUACAGGGGCCCCACAAGGGUGCGUGCUCAGCCCCCUCCUGUACUCCCUGUUCACCCAUGACUGCGUGGCCACGCACACCUCCAGCUCAAUCAUCAGGUUUGCAGACGACACAACAGUAGUAGGCCUGAUUACCAACAAUGAUGAGACAGCCUACAGGGAGGAGGUGAGGGCCCUGGCGGAGUGGUGCCAGGAAAAUAACCUCUCCCUCAACGUCAACAAAACGGGCUUGGCCUCAAAGAACCUCACCAACUUCUACAGAUGCACCAUUCAGAGCAUCCUGUCAGGCUGCAUCACCGCCUGGUAUGGCAAUGGCACCGCCUACAAUCGCAGGGCUCUCCAGAAGGUGGUGUGGUCUUCCCAACACAUCACUGGGGGCACACUGCCUGCCCUCCAGGACACUUACAGCAACCGAGGAAGGCUAAAAAGAUCAUCAAGGACAUCAACCACCCGAGCCACAGCCUGUCCACCCCGCUAUCAUCCAGAAGGCGAGGUCAGUACAGGUGCAUCAAAGCUGGGACCGAGAGACUGAAAAAUAGCUUCUAUCUCAAGGCCAUCAGACUGUUAAAUAGCCAUCACUAGCCUGCCUCCACCCAGUACCCUGCCCUGAACUUAGUCACUGUCACUAGCCGGCUAUCACCCGGCGACUCAACCCUCCACCUUAGAGGCUGUUGUCCUAUGUACAUAGAUAGACAUGGAUCACUGGUCACUUUAGUAAUGGAACACUGGUCACUUUAAUAAUGUUUACAUACUGCUUUACUCAUUUUACAGUGGGGAAAAAAAGUAUUUAGUCAGUCACCAAUUGUGCAAGUUCUCCCACUUAAAAAGAUGAGAGAGGCCUGUAAUUUUCAUCAUAGGUACACGUCAACUAUGACAGACAAAAUGAGAAAAAAAAAUCCAGAAAAUCACAUUGUAGGAUUUUUUUAUGAAUUUAUUUGCAAAAUAUGGUGGAAAAUAAGUAUUUGGUCAAUAACAAAAGUUUCUCAAUACUUUGUUAUACACCCUUUGUUGGCAAUGACACAGGUCAAACGUUUUCUGUAAGUCUUCACAAGGUUUUCACACACUGUUGCUGGUAUUUUGGCCCAUUCCUCCAUGCAGAUCUCCUCUAGAGCAGUGAUGUUUUGGGGCUGUCGCUGGGCAACAUGGACUUUCAACUCCCUCCAAAGAUUUUCUAUGGGGUUGAGAUCUGGAGACUGGCUAGGCCACUCCAGGACCUUGAAAUGCUUCUUAGGAAGCCACUCCUUCGUUGCCCGGGCGGUGUGUUUGGGAUCAUUGUCAUGCUGAAAGACCCAGCCACGUUUCAUCUUCAAUGCCCUUGCUGAUGGAAGGAGGUUUUCACUCAAAAUCUCACGAUACAUGGCCCCAUUAAUUCUUUCCUUAACAUGGAUCAGUCGUCCUGGUCCCUUUGCAGAAAAACAGCCCCAAAGCAUGAUGUUUCCACCCCCAUGCUUCACAGUAGGUAUGGUGUUCUUUGGAUGCAACUCAGCAUUCUUUGUCCUCCAAACACAACGAGUUGAGUUUUUACCAAAAAGUUCUAUUUUGGUUUCAUCUGACCAUAUGACAUUCUCCCAAUCCUCUUCUGGAUCAUCCAAAUGCACUCUAGCAAACUUCAGACGGGCCUGGACAUGUACUGGCUUAAGCAGGGGGACAUGUCUCGCACUGCAGGAUUUGAGUCCCUGGCGGCGUAGUGUGUUACUGAUGGUAGGCUUUGUUACUUUGGUCCCAGCUCUCUGCAGGUCAUUCACUAGGUCCCCCCGUGUGGUUCUGGGAUUUUUGCUCACCGUUCUUGUGAUCAUUUUGACCCCACGGGGUGAGAUCUUGCGUGGAGCCCCAGAUCGAGGGAGAUUAUCAGUGGUCUUGUAUGUCUUCCAUUUCCUAAUAAUUGCUCCCACAGUUGAUUUCUUCAAACCAAGCUGCUUACCUAUUGCAGAUUCAGUCUUCCCAGCCUGGUGCAGGUCUACAAUUUUGUUUCUGGUGUCCUUUGACAGCUCUUUGGUCUUGGCCAUAGUGGAGUUUGGAGUGUGACUGUUUGAGGUUGUGGACAGGUGUCUUUUAUACUGAUAACAAGUUCAAACAGGUGCCAUUAAUACAGGUAACGAGUGGAGGACAGAGGAGCCUCUUAAAGAAGAAGUUACAGGUCUGUGAGAGCCAGAAAUCUUGCUUGUUUGUAGGUGACCAAAUACGUAUUUUCCACCAUAAUUUGCAAAUAAAUUCAUAAAAAAUCCUACAAUGUGAUUUUCUGGAUUUUUUUCUUCUCAAUUUGUCUGUCAUAGUUGACGUGUACCUAUGAUGAAAAUUACAGGCCUCUCUCAUCUUUUUAAGUGGGAGAACAUGCACAAUUGGUGGCUGACUAAAUACUUUUUUUCCCCACUGUAUAUUUAUAUACUGUAUUUUACUGUAUUAUAGUCAAUGCUCGUCCUAAUAUUUACACUACCAGUCAAAAGUUUGGACACACCUACUCAUUUAAGGGUUUUUCAUUCUUUUUACAAUUUUUUACAUUGUAGAAUAAUAGUGAAGACAUCAAAACUAUGAAAUAACACAUAUGGAAUCAUGUAUUAACCAAGAAAGUGUUAAACAAAUCAAAAUAUAUUUUAUAUUUGAGAUUCUUCAAAUAGCCACCCUUUGCCUUGAUGACAGCUUUGCACACUCUUGGCAUUCUCUCAACCAGUUUCAUGAGGUAGUCACCUGGAAUGCAUUUCAAUAAACAGGUGUGCCUUCUUAAAACUUAAUUUGUGGAAUUUAUUUCCUUCUUAAUGCAUUUGAGCCAAUCAGUUGUGUUGUGACAAGGUAGGGGGGUAUACAGAAGAUAGCCCUAUUUUGUAAAAGACCAAGUCCAUAUUAUGGCAAGAACAGCUCAAAUAAGCUAAGAUAAAUGACAGUCCAUCAUUACUUUAAGACAUGGUCAUAUAUAUGGAAUAUGGAAAAUGUCAAGAACUUUUAAAGUUUCUUCAAUUGAAGUCGUAAAAACCAUCAAGCGCUAUGAUGAAACUGGCUCUCAUGAGGAACGCCACAGGAAUGGAAGACCCAGAGUUAACUCUGCUGCAGAGGAUAAGUUCAUUAGAGUUACCAGCCUCAGAAAUUGCAGCCCAAAUAAAUGCUUCAAGUCACAGACACUUCUCAAUAUCAACUGUUCAGAGGGGACUGUGUGAAUCAGACCUUCAUGGUCGAUUUUCUGCAAAGAAACCACUACUAAAGGACACCAAUAAGAAGAAGAGACCUACUUGGGCCAAGAAAAUUGAGUGAUGGACAUUAGACCGGUGGAAAUGUGUCCUUUGGUCUGGAGUCCAAAUUGGAAAUUUUUGUUUCAAACUGCUGUGUCUUUGUGAGAUGCGGUGUGGGUGAAUGGAUGAUCUCCGAAUGUGUAGUUCCCAUCGUGGUAGCCAUGCUGGUGACACUGUCUGUGAUUUAUUUAGAAUUCAAGGCACACUUAACCAGCAUGGCUACCACAGCAUUCUGCAGCUAUACGCCAUCCCAUCUGGUUUGGGCUUAGUGGGACUAUAAUUUGUUUUUCAACAGGACACCUCCAGGCUGUGUAAGGGCUAUUUUACCAAGAAGGAGAGUGAUGGAGUGCUGUAUCAGAUGACCUGGCAUCCACAAUCCCCCGUCCUCAACCCAAUUGAGAUGGUUUGGGAUGAGUCGGACGGCAGAGUGAAGGAAAAGCAGCCAACAAGUGCUGAGCAUGUGUGGGAACUCCUUCAUGACUGUUGGAAAAGCAUUCCAGGUGAAGCUGGUUGAGAGAAUGCCAAGCGUGUACAAAGCUGUCAUCAAGGCAAAGGGUGGCUAUUUGAAGAAUCUCAAAUAUAAAAUAUAUUUUGAUUUGUUUAUCACUUUUUUGGUUACAACAUGAUUCCAUAUGUGUUAUUUCAUAGUUUUGAUGUCUUCACUAUUAUUCUACAAUGUAAAAAAUAGUAAAAAUAAAGAUAAACCCUUGAAUGCAAAAAAAAAAAAAAAAAAAAAAAAAAAUGUAUUCACUAACUGUAAGUCGCUCUGGAUAAGAGCGUCUGCUAAAUGACUAAAAUGUAAAUGUAAUGAGUAGUUGUGUCCAAACUUUUGACUGGUACUGUAUUUAUUUCUUAAUUCCAUUAUUUUACUUUGAGAUUUGUGUGUAUUGUUGUUAAUUGUUAGAUACUACUGCACUUUUGGAGCUAGGAACACAAGCAUUUCGCUACACCCGCAAUAACAUCUGUUAAAUAUGUAAAUGUCACCAAUAAAAUUUGAUUUGAUUUGAAGUUGGCUGGAUGUCCUUUGGGUGGUGGACCAUUCACACAGGAAACUGUUAAGCGUGAAAAACCCAGCAGUGUUGCAGUUCUUGACAAACCGGUGCGCCUGGCACCUACUAUCAUACCCCGUUCAAAAGGCACUUAAAUCUUUUGUCUUGCCCAUUCAUCCAGUGAAUGGCACACAUACACAAUCCAUGUCUCAAUUGUCUCAAGGCUUUAAAAUCCUUCCUCCUCCCGUUAAUCUAUACUGAUUGGAGUGGACAUCAAUAAGGGAUCAUAAGGGAUCAUAAGACAUCAAUAAGCGAUCAAAGCUUUCACCUGGAUUCACCUGGUCAUUCUAUGUCAUGGAAAGAGCAGGUGUUCUUGAUGUUUUGUAUACUCAGUGUAUAUUUAAUACUAUUUUCAAAAACUUGGGUUAAAUGCAUGGGAGUUUAUUUGAGUCAGUUUAUUUGAGAUUUUAAUAAAAUACUUUCAAAUGUAUUUCCAAAUGCAUUCCAAUAUUCAACUACUUGUCUUGAAAAGAAAGUGAAAUAUUUACUUCCCAAGUCAUUGAAAUACCCUAAAUAGUAUUUGAACCCAGGUCUGAUUGCGACAGUAUAACUGGUAUUAAACAGUACAUUCUCCCUCUCCCUUUUGAAUAGUGGUGUCAGAACGCCCCCCUCCCGUGAUCCGACAGGGCCCAGCCAAUCAGACGGUACCUGUGGACAGCACAGUGGUCCUGGGUUGCAUAGCAACAGGAACCCCCACUCCAACAGUCCACUGGAAGAAAGACGGGGUGGUGGUGUCCCCCGAGGACUCCCGCAUCACCCAGAUAGACACAGGAGCCCUGCAGAUCCGCUACACUAAGGUAGGGGGCAGCAUAACACCCCUCUCACACAUAGAGACCACCACUCAGACACUACUGAAUGAAACCACUCUCACACUGUGUUUCCUCAGCUUGGAGAUACAGGUGUAUACACCUGUUUGGCGUCCAGCCCCAGUGGAGAGGCAUCCUGGAGGGCCUACGUGGAGGUGGAAGAGUUUGGAAUGGUGGUCCAGCCGGGUCGACCCACAGACCCUAACCUGAUCCCCAGUGCCCCGUCCAAGCCUGACGUGACUGACGUCAGCCGCACCUCUGUCACACUGUCCUGGAAACCCAACCCUAACGCUGGGGCCACGCCCACUUCCUAUGUUAUCGAGGCAUUCAGGUACAGUGCCUUGCAAAAGUAUUCAUCCCCAUGGCGUUUUUCCUAUUUUGUUGCAUUACAACCUGUAAUAUACAUAGAUUUUUUAUUUGGAUUUCAUGUAAUGGACAUACAUAAAAUAGUCCAAAUUGGUGAAGUGAAAUGAAAAAAAUAACUUGUUUCAAAACAUUCUAAAAAAUAAUAACGGAAAAGUGAUGCGUGCAUAUGUAUUCACCCCCUUUGCUAUGAAGACCCUACAUAAGAUCUGGUGCAACCAAUUACCUUCAGAAGUCACAUAAUUAGUUAAAUAAAAUCCACCUGUGUGCAAUCUAAUUGUCACAUGAUCUCAGUAUAUAUACACCUGUUCUGAAAGGCACCAGAGUCUGCAACAACACUAAGCAAGGGGCACCACCAAGCAAGCGGCACCAUGAAGACCAAGGAGCUCUCCAAACAGGUCAGGGACAAAGUUGUGGAGAAGUGCAUAUCAGGGUUGGGUUAUAAAAAAUAUCCAACACUUUGAACAUCCCACAGAGCACCAUUAAAUCCAUUGUUAAAAAUUGGAAAGAAUAUGGCACCACAACAAACCUGCCAAGAGAGGGCCGCCCACCAAAGCAAACAUGUUUGGUGUUUGCCAAAAGGCAUGUGAGAGACUCCCCAAACAUAUGGAAGAAGGUACGCUGGUCAGAUAAGACUACAAUUGAGCUUUUUGGCCAUCAAGGAAAACGCUAUGUCUGGUGCAAACCCAACACCUCUCAUCACCCCGAGAACAACAUCCCCACAGUGAAGUAUGGUGGUGGCAGAAUCAUGCUGUGGGAAUGUUUUUCAUCAGCAGGGACUGGGAAACUGGUCAGAAUUGAAGGAAAGAUGGAUGGCGCUAAAUACAGGGAAAUUCUUGAGGGAAACCUGUUUCAGUCUUCCAGAGAUUUGAGACUGGGACGGAGGUUCACCUUCCAGCAGGACAAUGACCCUAAGCAUACUGCUAAAGCAACACUCGGGUGGUUUAAGGGGAAACAUUUAAAUGUCUUGAAAUGGCCUAGUCAAAGCCCAGACCUCAAUCCAAUUGAGAAUCUGUGGUAUGACUUAAAGAUUGCUGUACACCAGCGGAACCCAUCCAACUUGAAAGAGCUGGAGCAGUUUUGCCUUGAAGAAUGGGCAAAAAUCCCAGUGGCUAGAUGUGCCAAGCUUAUAAAGACAUACCCCAAGAGACUUGCAGCUGUAACUGCUGCAAAAGGUGGCUCUACAAAUUAUUGAAUAGUUAUGCACGCUCAAGUUUUCUGUUUUUUUGUCUUAUUUCUUGUUUGUUUCACAAUAAAACAUAUUUUGCAUCUUCAAAGUGGUAGGCAUGUUGUAUAAAUCAAAUGAUGCAACACCCCCAAAAAAUCUAUUUUAAUUACAGGUUGUAAGGCAACAAAAUAGGAAAAAUGCCAAGGGGGGUGAAUACUUUCGCAAGCCAAUGUAAGUUUAGGAGGGCCGAGAUGUGUGUCUAUUUUGUGUGUUCAUGGCUGUAUCUACAGUGCCUUCAGAAAGUAUUCAUACCCCUUCACUUAUUCAACAUUUUGUUGUGUUACAGCCUGAAUUCAAAAUGGGUUAAAUAUAUUUUCUGGGUCAACCAUCUACACACAAUACCCCAAAAUGAAAAAGUGAAAACAUGUUUUUUAUUGAAAAUGAAAUACAGAAAUAUCUAAUUUACAUAAAUAUUCACACCCAUGAGUCAAUACUUUGUAGAAGCACCUUUGGUGGCGAUUACAGCUUUGAGUCAUCUUGGGUAUGUCUAUCAGCUUUGCACGUCUGGAUUUGGGGAUUUUCUCCCAUUCUUCCUUUUUUCUCAAACUCUGUUAAGUUAGAUGGUGAGUGGCAGUGAACAGCAAUCUUCAAGUCUUUCCACAGAUUUUCAAUGGGAUUCAAGUCUGGGCUUUGGCUGGGCCACUCAAGGACUUUCACAUUCUUGUUCUGAAACCAUUCAAGCAUUGCUUUGGCUGUAUGCUUGGGGUCAUUGUCCUGUUGGAACAUACAUCUUCUCCCUACUCAAAGGUUGUUUGCACUCUGAAGCAGGUUCUCAUCAAGGAUUUGCCUGUAUUUGACUCUAUUCAUUGUUCCCCUAUCCUUACCAGUCUCCCAGUUCCUGCCGCUGAAAAGCAUUCCCAUAGCAUGAUGUUGCCCCCAUCAUGCUUCACGGUAGGGAUGGUGUUAAACGGGUGAUGAGCUGUGCCUGGUUUUCUCCAGACAUAGUGCUUUGCAUUCAGGCCAAAGUGUUAAUUUCUUUCUCCUCAGACCACAGAAUAUUUUGCCUUAUGCUCUCAGAGUAUUUCUCGUGCCUUUUUGAAAACUCCAGGCGUGCUAUCAUGUGGCUUUUUCUCAGGAGUGGCUUUCCUCUGGCCACUCUCCCACAAAGCCCAGAUUAGUGAAGUGCUGUAGAGACUGUUGUCCUACUGGCAGGUUCUCCCAGCUCAGCCAAGGAACUCUGUAGUUCUGUCAGAUUGUUCAUUGGGUUCUUUGUCACCUCUCUGACUAAGGUCCUUCUUGCCCGGUUGCUCAGUUUGGUUGGAUGGCCAGCUUUAGGCAGAGUCUGAGUAGUUCCAUAUUUGUUCAAUUUCCCAAUGAUGGAGACCACUGUCCUCUUGGAAACUUUCAACACUCUAGAAAUUGAUUUAUACCCUUCCCCAGAUAUAGUGGGGAGAACAAGUAUUUGAUACACUGCCGAUUUUGCAGGUUUUCCUACUUACAAAGCAUGUAGAGGUCUGUAAUUUUUAUCAUAGGUACACUUCAACUGUGAGAGACGGAAAAAAAAUCCUGAAAAUCACAUUGUAUGAUUUUUAAGUAAUUAAUUUGCAUUUUAUUGCAUGACAUAAGUAUUUGAUACAUCAGAAAAGCAGAACUUAAUAUUUGGUACAGAAACCUUUGUUUGCAAUUACAGAGAUCAUACGUUUCCUGUAGGUCUUGACCAGAUUUGCACACACUGCAGCAGGGAUUUUGGCCCACUCCUCCAUACAGACCUUCUCCAGAUCCUUCAGGUUUCGGGGCUGUCGCUGGGCAAUACGGACUUUCAGCUCCCUCCAAAGAUUUUCUAUUAGGUUCAGGUCUGGAGACUGGCUAGGCCACUCCAGUACCUUGAGAUGCUUCUUACGGAGCCACUCCUUAGUUGCCCUGGCUGUGUGUUUCGGGUCGUUGUCAUGCUGGAAGACCCAGCCACGACCCAUCUUCAAUGCUCUUACUGAGGGAAGGAGGUUGUUGGCCAAGAUCUCGUGAUACAUGGCCCCAUCCAUACUCCCCUCAAUACGGUGCAGUCGUCCUGUCCCCUUUGCAGAAAAGCAUCCCCAAAGAAUGAUGUUUCCACCUCCAUGCUUCACGGUUGGGAUGGUGUUCUUGGGGUUGUACUCAUCCUUCUUUUUCCUCCAAACACGGCGAGUGGAGUUUAGACCAAAAAGCUCUAUUUUUGUCUCAUCAGACCACAUGACCUUCUCCCAUUCCUCCUCUGGAUCAUCCAGAUGGUCAUUGGCAAACUUCAGACGGGCCUGGACAUGCGCUGGCUUGAGCAGGGGGACCUUGCGUGCGCUGCAGGAUUUUAAUCCAUGACGGCAUAGUGUGUUACUAAUGGUUUUCUUUGAGACUGUGGUGCCAGCUCUCUUCAGGUCAUUGACCAGGUCCUGCCGUGUAGUUCUGGGCUGAUCCCUCACCUUCCUCAUGAUCAUUGAUGCCCCACGAGGUGAGAUCUUGCAUGGAGCCCCAGACUGAGGGUGAUUGACCGUAAUCUUGAACUUCUUCCAUUUUCUAAUAAUUGCGCCAACAAUUGUUGCCUUCUCACCAAGCUGCUUGCCUAUUGUCCUGUAGCCCAUCCCAGCCUUGUGCAGGUCUACAAUUUUAUCCCUGAUGUCCUUACACAGCUCUCUGGUCUUGGCCAUUGUGGAGAGGUUGGAGUCUGUUUGAUUGAGUGUGUGGACAGGUGUCUUUUACACAGGUAACGAGUUCAAACAGGUGCAGUUAAUACAGGUAAUGAGUGCAGAACAGGAGGGCUUCUUAAAGAAAAACUAACAGGUCUGUGAGAGCUGGAAUUCUUACUGGUUGGUAGGUGAUCAAAUACUUAUGUCAUGCAAUAAAAUGCAAAUUAAUUACUUAAAAAUCAUACAAUGUGAUAUUCUGGAGUGUACAUAUGAUAAAAAUUACAGACCUCUAAAUGCUUUGUAAGUAGGAAAACCUGCAAAAUCGUCAGUGUAUCAAAUACUUGUUCUCCCCAAUGUAAAUGCAUCAUCACAAUUCUAUCUCGGAGAUCUACAGACAGUUCCUUGGACUUCAUGGUAUAGUUUCUGCUCUGACAUGCACUGUCAACUGUGGGACCUUAUAUAGACAGGUGUGUUUCUUUCUAAAUCAUGUCCAAACAAUUGAAUUAGCCACAGGUGGACUCUAAUCAAGUUGUAGUGACAUCUCAAGGAUGAUCAAAGGACAUUGGAUGCACAUGAGCUCAAUUUGAAGUGUCAUAGCAAAGGGUUUGAAUACUUACGUAAAUUGAUUAUUUCUGUAAUUCAUUUUCAAUAAAUAUGCAAACAUUUCUAAAAACAUUUUCACUUUGUCAGUAUGGGGUAUUGUGUGUAGAUGGGUGAGAAAACAAAUGAAUUUAAUCCAAUUUUGAAUUCAGGCUGUAACACAACAAAAUGUGGAAUAAGUCAAGGAGUAUGAAUCCUGUCUGAAGGCACUGUGUAUGCACUGUUGUGAGUGAUUGACCAUUAUUCCUCCCUCUGUGCAGUCACGCGUCGGGGAGUAGCUGGGUGACUCUGGCUGACCACGUGAAGACAGAGACCUUUGUCCUGAAGAACCUCAAGCCAGGUGCAGUCUACCUGUUCUUGGUGAGAGCAGCCAACGCCUACGGCCUCAGUGACCCCAGCCCUAUCACUGAUGCUGUCAGAACACAAGGUGAGACAACCCUCUCCUCUACCAGCUCUACCUGAUGAUAGAGUAACAUUUAUCUGAUGACAGAGACACUGAGACUUAGUGGUUCUCAUAUCCUAACCACAUGGCUUGGCUGGGGCAGAGUGAGUGCCUGAGUGAGCUAACCACUUCCUGUCUCUGUGUCCCCAUGCAGACACCCCUCCCACAAGCCAAGGAGUGGACCACCGUCAGAUCCAGAGGGAGCUAGGGGACGUGGUGGUCAAUCUGCACAACCCCACCAUCCUCUCCUCCUCCUCCGUCAGGGUGCAGUGGACAGUGAGUAGAGUCCUGGCCCUGGGCCUAACUGGGCCUAACUGGGCCUAACAGGGCCUGGGCUGUCUGCAGAUAAAGUCCUGCCAGAAGAGGUUACCCUAGUGUUUGUCUGUGUCAGCUGUUUUAGAAUUAUUACACCCAGUUUCUUACACUGCUUGUUCUGUUGGUCUCCCUACACCGUGCUGUGCUGGCAUGGCUAUGCCUAAUAUUCACAAAAGGCUACACAAAUAUGAUUACAUUUAUUGAGAAAUGAUGUUCUUCAGAACACAUAGUUGAGUCUGUAGGCAUAGACUGUGCUGUAUAGCCAGCUGUGUGAAGAUGUGGGUAGGAUGUGGAACUAUUGGCCUAAUCAAGACCACCUGUGCUGACAGAGUGAGUUUUGAUCCUGGCCUAUGAUAGAGGACGUUUAUACGUUGUGAGACGUUUCUCCCUCUCUCCCCCAUGAAGGGCUAAGGGUUAGUUCCAUCAGUGAUGUAUGAGCUGACAUCUGCACAUGUCAGGGGUGCAGUCCUAAACAGAGCCAGAGUGUUUAGUUGAGCAGGGCCAAAGCCAGGCAACCAGGCAGGGAGAAGGCAUCCCCAUGGCCAGCAUCUGUGGACGUUGGUUGGAGGGUUUUUGACUUUCAGCAUACGUGGACAAACAAUUAUUAAUAGGGCCACUGCACAGUACACACGAACAUGAUACUUAAAAAAAUGGGUGAUAACACUUUGUUAUAGGCCAUUGCCAAGUAACAAGUCAUGGGCCCAGUCAUUCAUAAAGUGCUUAUGAAGUGCUAGGUUCCUUAGCUGUAUCUACGAUACCUAACUCUGAGGACAAUGUUUCUGUGAGUACUGGUUAGCAGUGUCCUCCUGGCAGUGUCCUAACCAGUCCCAGGCUCUCAGGAAACUGGCGGCUAGUGAUGACCUCAUGCUGUGGUUUCUCUGAGCUCUGGGAGAUGAGAGGGGGUGUAACCUAAGCUCUCCCGUGGGCUCGGGGGACAACAUAGCACAGGGCUAAAGACCUCUCCUGGAGGAUGUUCUCUGUAUAUGGUUACCAGCCCAACACACGUAGCAGGAGAGUUAUGGUUCAUAAUUUAUAUUACUUUUGAAUGUGGUGUUUUUCUACAUGCGACACACUGGCCAACAUCUGCGAGCACUGUUCUACAGUAUGUCCUGCUGGUAUAAUGGCUCUUUGACACUGGCUUCAUAGAUCCCAGAGGCUUACAAUUAAAUUGCUUUUGGUUGGAACUACAAUAUUAAAAAUCAAUGGCCAUGGCAACCAACAUUUUAUAGUUAUUUAAUAGACUAAUUUACAGUUGUGUUCCUUUUUCCAGUGUGGGAAGUAGGGGUGCUACACAAAAUGAGUGAACUGGGCCUUUAUUACUCCCCCCCCUCGACAGCACCCCCAACCCAAAACAUCUUCCCGCGGCCAUAACACUUCUUCUAAAAUGUAUGAUGCCAGCUAAGAAAUCCUAAUAUCUAUUUCCCUUCUCUGCCACUAGGUGGAGCAGCAGUCUCCGUACAUACAGGGUUAUAAGGUGAUGUACAGGGCGUCUGCUGAGCUGGGCCAGCCAGGGGGGCAGUGGGGCGUGUUCGAGGUGCGGACCCCUGGAGAGGACGGUGCUGUGGUGCCUCAGCUGAAGAAAGGGGUCACCUACGAGUUCAAAGUGCGUCCCUUCUUUGAUGAGUUUCAGGGAGCGGACAGCGAGGUUAAGGUGGCCAGGACGCUGGAGGAAGGUAAGAGGCUGGGGUCAGGGGUCAGGGGUCAAGGGCUGCUGUUAGAGAGGGUUGUGAUUGGAAGUGUGGACGGAGAUGAAAGGUUUCAUACAGCCGUUAUAGUGUUAGGUUGGAUUAGGUUGUUUUGUGAGAGUUUUAGUAGUCUAGGCAAGUUAAAACAAAGACAAUGACAUUUUACAUGUAUAAGUAAAUGAAUGACAAUUUUGAGAAACCAUAACACAUCCCUUACACCAUACUGUGCUUACUAAUUGUUCCAGAGAGAUGUGUGGACAUUACUGAAUGGUUGUAGUAAUCAACAUUGGAGAGGUUUGGGAGUUUCACAUUGUUUAAAGCUUAUAUGUGUGUAGUGACGGUUCCAAAGGGCUCUUACAGUUUGUGUACUCUGUAUAGAUGAGUGCGUAGCAGCAGCUGUGGAGACAAAUUGCGUUGUUAAUUGUUAUCUGAGUUUAUACGUAGAGCCCCAGCGAGCCCGAGACAACAGACAUGCCUGCUUUCAUUAUCUUUAACCAGGAGGUGACUAAGCUCCCGAGGCCAAUGCACUACUGAUUCAGUUUAAUUGCUCUCAUCAGGUGACUAGCACCAUCACCACAGCACAGGACACAAAGCCUCCAGGCAUUACCAAAGCUCCAGCAAUGUACCAUUCAACACAGCAUCAGCUCAGUCAAUUCCUGUAUUAUAUUGAUGAAAAACUUGCCACAUUGACCUGUGGCUUCAUGUGGGUUUCAUACCCGUAGGCAGAUAAUUGCAAGAGGAUGUAGAGGGAUGAGCGAGAUAGCAUUCCAUGCCCCAGCUCGUCAGAGAAAACAUUGUUGCACAUUUUCAAAAAUCUGCUCACCUUACAAAUGCUAACAAUUAUCACAACAUGAAUACAAAUGAUUCAUUCUAGUUCCAUAACUUUACAAUUCAAAACAUUUUAAGAUAUUAACCUUGAUUUAUUCCACAAAAUGUUCAUUAGCUAGUUAUGAUCAUUCUGUUCAGUAACAUUCCUCUUGUUUAGAGCUUACUGUAUGUAUUCAGAAUACUCUAAAACUACUGCAUAUGUGGCAGGCUGAUGCAUGUGAUUUGAAUUGUCACUAAGUGUUCUUUCAUGUUCAGUAAGAGACAUGGCAGACGCUGAGCAUAGCUCAAAUGAGAGUGAAUGUCUUUGAUGUCAUCAUGAUGUCUGUGUGUCUGUCUGACGGUGUAUUACUGUCUCAGCCCCCAGUGGAGCCCCCCGGAGCAUUACCGUGACGAAGAGCGAUGCCAAUGGGACCGCCAUCCUGGUCACCUGGCAACCACCUUCCGAAGAGGAACAGAACGGAAUGGUACAGGAGUACAAGGUAAGAUGGAGGGAGGGGAACAAACAGAGAGAGGUAUAGAGCAGAACCUCAAGCCUCACACCUUUUCCCUCAAACUUCCUUGGGUGUGUGUGUUUUUAGUUGCUUCAGCAAAGGUGGACCAAGUAUUGAUGAGGCAUUGCCAUCUACUGGGCUAAUGUUGAAAUGUCUUAAAACAGGUAUUUUGGCAUUUACUGAAAGAACCAAGUCCCACUCUUACUAUCAUCCUCCCGCCUUCUUAUACCCUCUCCUCUCCAGAUCUGGUGCCUGGGCAACGAGAGCCGUUACCACAUCAACCGGACAGUAGAUGGCUCCACCUUCUCCGUGCUGAUCCCCAGCCUUGUGCCAGGGAUACGCUACAGCGUGGAGGUCGCCGCUAGCAAUGCCGCCGGCCCAGGGGUCAAGAGCGAUGUCACCUUCUUUCAACUUGGUGAGCUGGUCAACUGUAGUUAACACCUGAUAGCCUCCCCUAAAUUUAGAGCUUCUAAAAAUACAUUUCAAACGUUAUCUGAUCUCAGAACCAGGAAGCGGAGAGGUGAUUUCAGUGUUAAUCCAUUAUCUUUGUCACUGUCUACUUCAGGUCAACACCAGUUCAUCCUGUCUAAGCUCUUUUCAUUUGUAGCCAUCGGAUAGAUGGUCUGUGUGAUUUGCAUACUGUGUCAGUUCUCACCAUGACCAAUGUACACAUUACAGGGUGUCUGUCUCAAGUCCCGACAUGAACAUGUCCCUGAGUCAGCUCACAUUGCUUUUAGUUAGGUAUCAUCAUCAUCAAAAAUAAUUACCAUUUAGCUGUCUCCUGCCCUAGUCUCAGUUUCACCAUACGUAACAAAAAGCACACACACCACAGACACUCGAUUUUCCACCUCUCCUUCUUCUUAGCACAUUCCAGCCUUUUCACAUGAUCCAUAUCAAGUGUUUAGAGUAACUUCAUGGAGCCAAUUCAUUAAGAAAAUGUCACCUUGAGUCAAGUCUCAAACCUUGGCGUCCAGUUCACCUCUUGGCCUAUCACUCUAAAGAGGAGCAGAGAAUGAGAACAUUCUUCAUGACAGAUUAUGUGUCCAGAUGUCUUUAGAGAUAUCUCCUUUCUCCAGCUGACUCUCCUAUCUCCUCUCUAUAAUGUUGUUUUUCAUCUCAGACUCCUGCCCUUCAGUUGAACUUUAAUGUUUUGAAGGACUGAUGUUUGUCCUUCAGGAUCAGCCUCACUUUCUAUGAUGGAUAUACUAUGUACAUGUUCUACGUGUCAAUCUCCUCUCCUCCUCUUCCUCCCCCUCUCCUCCAGACUCUAAGGGUCAGAUGAUGGACAGUCCUGAGGACCAGGACACGCUAUCUCAGAUCUCAGACGUGGUCAAGCAGCCGGCGUUCAUAGCGGGCAUCGGUGCCACCUGCUGGGUGGUCCUCAUGGUGUUCAGUGUGUGGCUUUACCGCCACCGCAAGAAGAGGAGCGGCCUUAGCAGCAGCUACGCCGGUAUACGCAAAGGUCUGUAGUAGAUGUGGGUUUAGGUGUAUAUAUCGGUGUGUGUAUGGGUGACUGUGUGUGUGUGUAUUGGUGACUGUUUUUAUUUUUUUAUUUUUUUUAUUUCACCUUUAUUUAACCAGGUAAGCCAGUUGCGAACAAGUUCUCAUUUACAACUGCGACCUGGCCAAGAUAAAGCAAAGCAGUGCGAUAAAAACAACAACACAGAGUUACAUAUGGGGUAAAACAAAACAUAACGUCAAAAAUACACCAGAAAAUAUAUAGUGUGUGCAAAUGUAGUAAGUUAUGGAGGUAAGGCAAUAAAUAGACCAUAGUGCAAAAUAAUUACAAUUAGUAUUAACACUGGAAUGAUAGAUGUGCAAGUGAUGAUGUGCAAAUGGAGAUACUGGGGUGCAAAUGAGCAAAAUAAAUAACAAUAUGGGGAUGAGGUAGUUGGGUGGGCUAAUUUCAGAUGGGCUGGUAAGGUGCUCUGACAACUGCUAAGGUGCUCUGACAACUGAUGCUUAAAGUUAGUGACACUGUGUGUGUGUAUGGGUGACUGUGUGUGUGACUGAGAACUUUUUCUUUGAUGUCAGUGUCUUUGAAGGUGUUUACAGUAUUAUACUGCAGUCAGUAGAGUGUCAAAGGUGGAUCACACCCAGCUAAUAUGUUGUUGUGGAGAGAUUGGAGGGACAAGAGAAGAGAUGCUGAUCAUGACAGUGAUUAGAUGAGGAGGGGUGGACGGAGGGAGGGAGGACAUUAGGUUGGUGUUGUGGUCAUUUGGCUGAAUGCUGGUAACCUGAGCUCACUGACACACAGGUUAGACACUGUCCUCUGUGUCACCAGGGUAAUUGCAUUUAUUCACUUCAAUCACAUUAAGGUGUGUUUUUCUGCAGUAGCCUAUAGCGUGACUGGCCUAGUGUCAGUUGCUUUAAUCCUCAAAGUAGGGAGCCUGAUAACCACAUCUCACCCAUAAAAGAGGUUUGUUCUAAUCUUCUCCCCUGACUCAAAGAACUCAAAGGGUAGUGACGAUCAGACGCCUAGCUGGCACAUCCCAGAUUACGCUGACAUUCAAACGGUGACAUUUAGGGCUCAUUUCCAGGCCAGCGCCUGCCGCCUCUCCCUGGUGAGACACAGUUAGAGUAGGGACUGUCAGCCAGGUAUUAUGACAUGUGUUCUAUCACUGUUAUCGCCGUCACUCUGACCACAGGUGACCUCCAUUACCCACAAGGCCACUUGUUCCUGAAACCACUGCGGUAGUGAUUGGUGCGUGCGCGUGCGUGCGUUUGAGUGUGUGUGCGCACAUCAAUAUGUCUGGCGGUUUUUGUGGGGCUUUUUUCACAGGCUUACGAAAUGUAUAUUUUGCAAUCAAUAAAUGACCCCUCUUCUCACUUUCUCUCCCAUCUCCUUUUUCUCUCCUUCCCUCCCUCCUCUGUUUGGCCUUGGGUGUGUUCCUGCAGUUCCAUCAUUCACCUUCACUCCCACGGGUAUGUAUGAAUGUAUUCUGCUGUAAACAUGUAUUUGUGUGCUGAAGGCACAGCUAUUUACCCAUAUGUGUACUGACCUUGAAGCCCCUAUGAUUCAGAGAUGCCUGUACACAAACACAGUUCUCUCCUUAUGUACUCUGUUCCUCCCAGCACUCAAGGCCAAUCUAUUCUCAUAUACAAACAGCUAAUUGACUUAGUGUAUAAGUUAGGUGGCCUCACAUCCAUAAACCAAUUAUUUAAAAAUAUAUAUUUCAGACGGAGGUCAGUACAGGGCUGUGAAGGGAUGUUCUGACAUUACAUUUACACUUGACAUUUUAGUCAUUUAGCAGACGCUCUUAUCCAGAGCGACUUACAGUUAGUGAGCGCAUAUAUUUACAUACAUGAUGUGAAUCAGGUGACAGACAGCUCCUAAAGAGGUCAUUAGCCCCUCCCUGUCCCAUCCUCUUAGAUCAGACAUAGACAACUGACACACAACAAAGCAUAAGGGAAAGGGGGAUACCUAGUCAGUUGUACAACUGAAUGCAUUCAACUGAAAUGUGUCUUCCGUAUUUAACCCAACCCCUCUGAAACAAAGGCAGACAGUGCUGCUGAGUCACGAUGCUUUGUGACGAGUAGAGAGGCAUAACCACAGUCCCAUGUUCCCACUUGUCCUUAACAUACUGACUGUAUUGUAGCAGUAGGAUAGUGUAUCUAAUCAUGUGGUUGAGGUGACUCACCCUCCAGUGAAGAGGACAUGUCUGAAUUGAAGGGGGAUCGUUCAUUGUGAAGUGUGCCUCAGGGUCGAGAUAUCACGUUUUACACUCUCACACUGAUUUUGUUUUUCUGCAUGUACAUCUCUCAACGCCAAGUGCCCCGUGUGUGGGUUACCUGUGUGUGUGUGUGUGUGUUUGUGUGUGUGUGUGUGUGUUUGUGUGUGUAGAGUAUGACUCAUGACAGGAUGUGUCUAUCAGUUGUGAGUCAGACUGAAGAAAGGACAGCUGGAUGAGUACAGAAUGACAGACAGGUCACACCAACCUGGAUUUCCUCUUUCAUUUGUCAUGCUGGUUUCUUUCUUGUGUUUCUCACAUUUGUUCUCUUUCUUUGAUUCAGUGGCCUAUCAGAGAGGAGGAGAGUCUGUCUGCAGUGCUGGGAGGUAAGGGGCAUCAUCCCAAUGUGUGGUUAUAUGUGUACACUUUACCAGAUAGGCUUUUCCCACUGUCUAUAUAGCACGUAUUAUGGUGUUUGAGAAAUGCAGGAGGGUAGGUGGUAAAAGCAACAACAGUAUAUUCCCUACUCUAACCACCAGAGGGAGUUCUCUCCCUGUCUAAUAACUGACGAAGGACAGAAACUCCCAUACACAUCCCUGACUGAAACCCAGUUUACUUGACUUGGAGUAAAAGCUUGUUCUGUGUGAUAAUGGUUUUGGUUGUGUGGUUCUGGUUCAGACCUGGGCUGCUGAACAUGGGGGAGAGUGUGAACCAGCCGUGGCUGGCAGACUCCUGGCCGAACGCCUGUGCCAACCACAAAGACUGCAACAUCAAUUGCUGCAACAGUGGCAACGGCACCAGCGACAGCAACAUGACCACCUACAGCCGCCCAGGUCAGUAACGCUACAGACCUCUUCUGGUGAUAGUGGUCAGGUGCCAGUAGUGGAACAUAUGGUAUAUAGAGAUAUAAUGCAAAUCAAAUGAGCAAUGGAAAAUUAAACAUGGCUUCAACAUAAAACAUGAUAAUUAAUGGUGUUAUGUAUAGGACUUGACUUCCUGUGUGAAGGGUUAAUGAAGGGGUAAAGUGUUACUAGACCUAACCCCAUGUGGUCUCCUCUCCAUAGCCGACUGCAUCGCCAACUAUGGCAGCCAGCUGGAGAAGCAGCAGGGGGGUCUACUGGGGCCUGAGCAGGCUGUGUACAGCGACGUGGACCUCUCCAACAAACUUAACGAGCUCAAGACUUUCAACAACCCCAGCCUGUGCUACAUGGGCCCAGGGGGAGGGCCGCCCACCCCCUACGAGCCCACCCCCUACGCCACCACCCAGCUUAUCCAGUCCAGCAUCCUGAACAAGGCUGCAGCAGCUGGGGCCGGAGCCCCUGACAUACGCUGUUGGAACCAGCCCCCCUCCCAGCUGCAGAAAUCACAGAUGCAGUAUAACAUCAUGGAGCAGAACAACAGGCUUAAUAAAGGUGAGAGGAUUGGAGACUUACAGUAGCAGUGGUUGGAGGGAGGGUAUUUCAGAAGUUAAUUAUGUUUUACUUUAUUUGUUUUACUCUGUGUAGUCAACAUCAGGGGCUCAAGGAACUUUUUCAUGGGGGGGGGGGCUGAAGUGGGGACCAAGAACCAUUAAUGUGAAAUUAUAAUGAACAUAGGGAAGAUAUUCAAGUUAGAUACAUGUUCAGUGGUAACUCCCUUCUCCAAGGAUUUGUUUCCCCUCCAAGGAAUUCUAUGAAAGAUUAAGCUGAUUUACAGCAUUUCUAAUUUAAAAGCCCUAAAAUGCUAUUUGGAGAACAGCAAAAACAAGCAAAAAUGACUCCAGCGUUAUCACCUCGGCUGCUGUAGCUUCAUUAACCUCAGUCGAUAAGGGACAUACACAACAUUCUACAAAAACAUGACAUAUAGCAAUUAGCUGCUACACACUAGCUCAGCCCAGUUUCCUGUCAAGUCAAACAGCAGUUACGAAGCCAUCUUUCACCUCUGCACUUUGUCAACUGAGAGAGAAGUUGAACUGUUCACUGCAUCUGGUCAAUCUGCUCUCCAUAGUCCUAAAGCCAGCCAGCCAAGCAAAGUCUUCGCGCCUGCUCCAAACCUCUAAUACCGCUAAACAGCCUGCCCGCUGCCUCUGAGCCAUCUGCAAGGUCCUAAAGCCAGCCCAAUUCUGCUUGACUGCCAGAACAAACGCACCAACCUUUCCUUUCCAAUCUGAGCCAGACUGACAGCACUCUGACUAAAUGAGAAUGGGGGGAUGCCACCCCAUGACCCCCCUUUGGCAACGCCCCUGGUCAACAUAUCUGUUUAACUCAGGCUGUCUCUUUCUCUCUGUCGCUGCUGUGUCUUCAGACCACUAUAGAGGAGAUGGGCCCCUGCAAGGCACCAUCCCCUAUAACCAGGCCCAUGAACACAGCACAGGAGGCUCCCACCACAGCUCUGACAGGGGCAGCAACAGUACCUCUGGUGAGAGACUGAGCACUCUGAUUAUAGCAAUAGGACAAAUAAGUAUUUUGUUCUGCAGUAUGUUCGAAUAGUUUUUUCUAUUGUCUCUGCAGGGAGCCAAAGUCAUAAGAAGGGAACUCGCACCCCCAAACUGCCCAAAACUAACACAGUGAACUGGGGUGAACCUCUGCCCCCUCCCCCUGCCAACCCCCCACCAAGCCGGAGCUGUGAUGAGUAUACCCUGCACAUGGAAAAAAGCUUUAACCCAGAUGCCCCAUGCCCAAUGCUUACCUCACGGAUGUACCUGCAUCCGGAUGAGAUGGAGGAGGAAGAGCAGGAGGCGGACGAGGGUAUGGAUAGGUGUCCCACUCCCCCUGUCAGAGGGGCAGCCUCUUCCCCUGCGGGUAUGUCCUACAGUCACCACUCUACAGCCACUCUCACCCCCUCACCCCAAGGAGACCAGCACAACAGCCUACACAACGGAACAGACCACCACAGGUAACUAUGAGCCCAACUCACACUGCAUCUCACUCAUCCCAGCUACAACUGUUUAUUGAUCCAUGCUUUGAUCCUUUCCCUUUUUCCCUUCUUAGACAACACGCAGCCAGCCCACCCCCUCCCCCGCGCCCCCUCUCCCCUCCACACACCUACGGCUACAUCUCCAGCCCCCUGGCACUGGAUACUGAUGGGCAGGAGGAAGAGGAGGAGGAGGAUGAAGAAGAAGAAGAGGCAGCGGAUGAGACGGAUGCGGAGAUGGCCCAGGGUCACUACCACCAGCACCAAAAUAACCCCCAGCCCCACCAGAAACAGCCCCACCACCAGCACCACCCUCCCCCACGCAGGCUGCACCUCCGGGGGCUGGAGCAGACGCCGGCCUCCAGCACUGGGGACCUGGAGAGCUCCGUGACGGGCUCCAUGAUCAACGGCUGGGGCUCGGCCUCCGAGGAGGACAACGGCUCGUCAGGACGCUCCAGUGCCAUCAGCUCCUCAGACGGAUCCUUCUUCACAGAUGCAGACUUCGCCCAGGCUGUGGCAAACACUGGGGACUACACAGCAGGCCUACGCAUGGCCAGGUUCCCAGAGGACACAGGGCCAGCAGGUGAGGAGGAAAGGGAAGGGUCAGAAGAAAAAUACUAGAUAUACAGUUGAAGUCGGAAGUUUACAUACACUUAGGUUGGAGUCAUUAAAACUCGUUUUUCAACCACUCCACAAAUUUCUUGUUAACAAACUAUAGUUUUGGCAAGUCGGUUAGGACAUCUACUUUGUGCAUGACACAAGUAAUUUUUCCAACAAUUGUUUACAGACAGAUUAUUUCACUUACAAUUCACUGUAUCACAAUUCCAGUGGGUCAGAGAUUUACAUACACUAAGUUGACUGUGCCUUUAAACAGCUUGGAAAAUUCCAGAAAAUGAUGUCAUGGCUUUAGAAGCUUCUGAUAGGCUAAUUGACAUAAUUUGAGUCAAUUGGAGGUGUACCUGUGGAUGUAUUUCAAGGCCUACCCAGUGCCUCUUUGCUUGACAUCAUGGGAAAAUCAAAAUAAUUCAGCCAAGACCUCAGAAAAAAAAUUGUAGACCUCCACAAGUCUGGUUCAUCCUUGGGAGCUAUUUCCAAAUGCCUGAAGGUACCAUGUUCAUCUGUACAAACAAUAGUACGCAAGUAUAAACACCAUGGGACCACGCAGCCGUCAUACCGCUCAGGAAGAAGACGCGUUCGGUCUCCUAGAGAUGAACGUACUUUGGUGCAAAAAGUGCAAAUCAAUCAACAGCAAAGGACCUUGUGAAGAUGCUGGAGGAAACAAGUACAAAAGUAUCUAUAUCCACAGUAAAACUAGUCCUAUAUCGACAUAACCUGAAAGGCCGCUCAGCAAGGAAGAUGCCAUUGCUCCAAAACCGCCAUAAAAAAGCCAGACUACGGUUUACAACUGCACAUGGGGACAAAGAUCGUACUUUUUUGAGGAAUGUCCUCUGGUCUGAUGAAACAAAAAUAGAACUGUUUGGCCAUAAUGUGGCCAUAAUGUGGUCCUCUGUGGCUCAAUUGGUAGAGCAUGGCACUUGUAACGCCAGGGUAGUGGGUUCGAUCCGCGGGACCACCCAUACGUAUAAAUGUAUGCACACAUGACUUUAAGUUGCUUUGGGUGAAAGCGUCUGCUAAAUGGCAUAUUAAUAAUUAAUAUUAAUAUUAAUAAUGACCAUCGUUAUGUUUGGAGGAAAAAAGGGGGAUACUUGCAAGCCGAAGAACACCAUCCCAACCGUGAAGCACGGGGUGGCAGCAUCAUGCUGUGGGGGUGCUUUGCUGCAGGAGGGACUGGUGCACUUCAAAAAAAUUGAUGGAAUCAUGAGGAAGGAAAAUGAUGUGGAUAUAUUGAAGCAACAUCUCAAGACAUCAGUCAGGAAGUUAAAGCUUGGUCGCAAAUGGGUCUUCCAAAUGGACAAUGACCCCAAGCAUACUUCCAAAGUUGUGGCAAAAUGGCUUAAGGACAAUAAAGUCAAGGUACUGGAGUGGCCAUCACAAAGCCCUGACCUCAAUCCUAUAGAAAAGUUGUGGGCAGAUUUGAAAAAGCGUGUGCGAGCAAGGAGGCCUACAAACCUGACUCAGUUACACCAGCUCUGUCAGGAGGAAUGGGCCAAAAUACACCCAACUUAUUGUGGGAAGCUUGUGGAAGGCUAUCCGAAACGUUUGACCCAAGUUAAACAAUUUAAAGGCAAUGCUACCUAAUACUAAUUGAGUGUAUGUAAACUUCUGACCCACUGGGAAUGUGAUGAAAGAAAUAAAAGCUGAAAUAAAUCAUUCUCUCUACUAUUAUUCUGACAUUUCACAUUCUUAAAAUAAAGUGGUGAUCCUAACUGACCUAAAACAGGGAAUUUUUACUAGGAUUAAAUGUCAGGAAUUGUGAAAAACUGAGUUUAAAAGUAUUUGGCUAAGGUGUAUGUAAUCUUCCGACUUCAACUCUACCUUCUUAUAUAAACAUCCAUGUACUGAAUGUUUGUAUGUUCCCUCAGGGCGAAGGCACCAUCGUCCCAGCAGCCCCCUGUCCACAGACAGCAACAUGAGCUCUGCAGUGAUGCAGAAGAGACCGCCCAAGAGGCACAAGCAGCACCAGGCCCAGGCUGGCCACCAGCAGAGGAACGACUUCACUGAUGGUAAGGGACUGGGUCUGAGACACGGGUCACUUCACGGAACGGCUCUCACAUUGACUUCUCUCAGCUGUACCAUACAAAUUCCUUGGUAAAUAAAGUCUGAAGUUCCAUUUCUGUGUUCUUCUCUCCUCAGACUCCUGUAUGCCCUUGAAGUCUCCUAGUCACAUGUCGCGGUGUGGCUAUGAGGUGAGGGGGGCCACGCUCCCUAGGAUUGGCUCUGGGGAGGGUCGGGGCCGGAGAGGGAGUGCAGGGGGCCAGAGGACCAGAGAGGGCUCUGUGGAGAGACGGGAAGCCCAGGACAAGAACAGGACUCCACAGGGAGGCCAGAGGACCAGAGAGGGCUCUGUGGAGAGACUGGAGGCCCAGGACAAGAACAGGACUCCACAGGGAGGCAAGGGGAGCAGCAAAGCCCGUCAACACCCAGGUACUUACUGCAAUGUAGUCUACUUCCAAUGUGGUUUGUGUAUUGGAACAAAGUAGCGCAAAUAUGAGCUUUAUAACUUUAUGCUUUUAUGUGGUUCCUACAUGUCAAAAUAAAUCCCCUUGAAUCCCUCUCUGUCCCAGGUUCUGAAGACAUCCUCCCGUACAGCAGGCCCUCGUUCCCCUCGGUGCAGGGCCAGAGCCAGGCUCAGAGCUCCUCCAGCUCCAUGUCCUCCCGGGGCUCAGGGGGCCGGAGGAGAGAUGGGGCCCCCGGGGCCCGUAGGAACCCCACAGACACGCUGCCCAGCAUCGCAGGCUUCCAGACCCAGGAAGAGGAACUAGAGGUGAGAACAAGAUACUCAUAAAAGUGUUAGUUUACUCUUUUCCAUUAGUUGAAAUUCUAUGCCCAAAAUCUAGUAUGUCUAUGAGCUUAUUUUGAUGGCCAUUAUUCGAGGGGUUGCAUUAUAAACUUGUGUCUUGUGUCCGCAGCUGCUGGAGAGCUGAGGAUCGUGGGAAGAGGACAGGAAACCCCCACAAUGCCCUCACAGGAAGGCUUGAAUCUGACAUCAGUGACUAUUAUGUAAAUUACUUUUCUUAUCAUACAGAAGAAGGAAAAAAAACAGAACAAUACUUAAUAUUAGUUUUUCUUUUUACAAUUUCUCAUUUGAUGCCAUUUUGGAGGGAAAAAGAAAGUGAGAGAAAAAAGGUGCGAUCACGGUUCAGUUUGUGCACUCACUGGUAUGAAGCAUUAUUAGAUCAUUGUUUACUUGAGUUGUUGGUUGAGAACUGGCUUCCGCCAGACUCUGUGGUGAGCUAGUGCCUAAUAUGAAAGUACAUGCACAUUAGAUAACUGUUGUAUACAGAUACCUUGUCUAGGACCACCUGCUGUGUGGUACCUCAGACUGGUCUUGGCAUGUCUGUUGCGCCUGUUAUAUUACUGUAAUUAAUAUUUGGACUUCACCAUCCAUCUUGUAAAUUGUUCGGUCAUUUUGCUGAACAAAUUUGCUACAAUGGGAUUUUUACAUUUCUUUUUAAUGUAUUUUUGUAAUGCACUGUUAUUGUUUUGUUAUUGAUGUUGGUCUUGUCAAUUUGCGUUAUUUGUUCUACUUUGGUUUCAAAAGCACAAUCACUUAACUUUAUUUUAAACCAUUGUUAUCUAUGACGUUCCGUCUUAAAAGAGGAACAAUGAUAAAAAAUAAUGUUGUUAAUCGUUUUCUGUAUACGAUUGAACUAGUGUUAUGUGUCUUAAUAUUCUGUUUAUGUUAAGGAUUGGGAUGGAAACGAGAAUCCCCUGUCUAGCUUAGGUUUAAUUGAAACCAGAGUGAUCAUUUGGACUGAAGGGGACAUUGCCCAAAGCAGUGACCACAUUCAUCCAUUUAUUAUGACACAAACUACUGUGUUGGUCGGACUAUACCCUCAUGUCUACAAAUGCACUUAUGAGGAAGUGAGAGAGACAGGAGACAAGCUGAGGGACACAUUGUACCAAUAGAGAAGGGUGAGGAAGCCCCAUUUCUCUUACUAGUAGUCUCAUUUCCAGAUAAGUUAAGGGUGGAAAUGUUGAUGGAUCCAUCCUGGAAAAUGGACUUAUCCAUGCCUGAUGAUGGGUAGCAUUUUCUCCAUAAGCAACCAGCACACAGUGACACAUCCACCAUUGUUUCCCAACAAGACAGGGUUGAAGGAAGUGAAAUUAAUACUGACCCAAAAAAAGGACUGGUGACGAAAUACUGGGACUUGAAAAUCCUGCAGCUUGGAGAUGGAACAGCAUGUUGUUGUUGGGUUUAGCUCCGUUAUGGCUACAUCUAGGCCAAGCUUUGAGGCCAUUUCUUUACUUCCUACACAUGUACAAAAUAUGUGAAACGAUGUUCGCUGAGGACACCUGACAUUUGUUUGGAGUUUGCCAUGUUUAAAAGAAUUACACAACUAUGUUCAUGAUGUCAGCCAUGAUAUUUCAUUUCAUUACUGAGUAUGUUAUAAAUGAGAUGAAAAAAAACAUUGUCAUUUUACCACAUUAUUUAUUAUUAAAAUGUCUUCAAAUGCCACUGUCCCUUUUGAGAUCUCUUCUUAUUUUGGGUGGUUCCAUCUUUGUUCACUUGUUAGGUUAAAGCCUUAUUCCUCUAGCAUUGCACCAGUCAAUAGAGCCUAACACAAGGUUGAAGUAAAGAAGGAAGUUGGGAGAUGGCGAGGAAGAGGGAAAGCCACCCAAAAGCCUGUUCUUUAUGGGAAUGUGAUGAGACACGCUGUUUAAUUAACCUCACUCAUGAACCCUCGUGGUUAAUUAACAGAGCAGCUGUGUGCUGUCAAAAGGAAAGAGACGCUCUGGAGCCUAGCACAGGUGUGGCUCUCGGUGUGUGUGUCACAUGUAUGUAUGUAUGUGUGUGUGUGUGUGUGUGUGUGUGUGUGUGUGUGUGUGUGUGUGUGUGUGUGUGUGUGUGUGUGUGUGUGUGUGUGUAGUGGGGGAUGGAUGGCAUUCAAAACUACAGCUACAAGCGGCAGUCAAAAUCCUUUCUUUGUCCUCCUCUGAGAGCAAGAUUGUGAUGUAGAGAAAUAAGCUGUCAAUCAGCUACCCACAUACAGACUCCUCCAGAAAGAGUGUAAUGUGUUCCUAUUGUUUAACUGUAAGUACAUCUCUGCAUAAUCAGCGAGAGCAGAGCAGGAGACAGAUGCUGAGCUGCUGGAAGUCCUAUAA